GGGAGAGUGGGUCUGUUUCUGCUUUCACUGCAACUCCACGGACACAACAGAGGACCGAAAUAUGCUGACCGAGAGCGAGAUACGGAUGUGUUUUCAUUGACAGGAGAACUUUUUGACUUCGCUGAUUCAGAUAAAAACUGUUUUUGUUAGAGAAAAAAAAGAGAGGAAGAGAAAGAAGAGAAAGGAGCAACAAGUCGUGCAGGUGGAGGACAACACGUUGACCAGGGAACCAGACCACAGCUGACCCACCAUCCGAAGUCUAGUUUCACCUGAGCCGAAGCUGAGUGAUAAAAAUGUCCGUGGAGAGUUACUCUGCCCUGGAUGAACCCUCCCUCCGAGCUCUGGUGAGUGUUAAAGAUGCUCUAAAAUACUGAUUAUGUUGAUGUUUGAUGGAGGUCUGUAACCUGCCGAGGGAAAGAUCUUAUAUUUACAGUAAAGUCUCUUUUAAGGGAAGACAUUUUAUUAUACUGGCAGACCAACUAAACACUAAUCCCCUAAUAGGGGAGACUGGGGUAAGUUGAUCCACCCCCUGUUGAUUGGAAAUGGUCAAAGAAAUUGAUCAAUUGACCAAAUAUUUAGGAGAUGGGCAUCAAUUCGUGGAGUCUGUGAGGGUUAGAAGCACAUGGGUGAAGAGGUUAGACAUUUAUUUACAAAAAACUCCAAAAAGAUCAAAUUUGUUUUAUACAUCAGUUGUGGUAUCUAUGAGCUACAACAUAAAAGUCCACCAUUUUAUCUUAGAGGACUAAUAAAGUCAUCAUAGUAGUUCUGGGGUAACUGAGAAAGUAAAGGAGUCUGAUGAGAGGAUCAGAGUUUCAGUUCAGAUUGUUGAAAUGUUUUUACUUUGUCUUUUCAAAAAUACAGAUCUGUGAAUGUUCUGAAUCACUUAAAGACAUUCUCAUGUUAAAAUGACUUUUUACAAAACAGCUUUUUAUCAGUUAUAUGCAAUAAUAAUAAGAAUUAUUGUACCAGUUGAAUAGCGUAUAAUAGAUAAAAAUACACAUGAAUAUGAAGAAGUGACUGUUAUUUAGGGAGAGAGAAGUAGUAGGGAUACGGCUCAACUUACCCCGCUCCUAUGGUCAACUUACCCCAUACACGGGGUAAGUUGACCAUAGGAGACCAUUUUUUUUUGUCCUGCUAUAUUAUCAAGACAGUUAUGUUUACACUCAUUCUGUUGGUUUGCAGGGAUGAACAACAUCCUGAAAUAUAUGCAGAUACACGAGUUAGAGGCAAAAUGGCUCAUCUUACCCCACUCCUCCCUACUACAACAUAGCACUCUAUACGUUGUUGAGCUGUUUUGUUCAGCAUGUCUCUCCUUUUGUAACUCAAAGGCGUCAUAUCAUAUCUGACAGGCUGUCAACACACCAGGUGCCGCUCGUUAUUAUUUAUACUAUUACACUACCCUCCAAUGUAAACCUGAAACAACUUCUCCUUUUCUUUAAUCUGUCUGUAAUCAUUUAUUUUAGUCAUGUUUUAAUCUGUUUUAGGCUUGGGUUAUUGUAAACUAAAUGAUCUGAUACAUCAAGGGUUGGGAGAAAAAAUCGAUUCACAUAAGUGUCACGAGUUUUUGUUUUACAAUUUUUAAAUCAAUUUUUAUGUUUGAAAAUCUUUAUUUUUUCAAAUUUAAGAAUAAAUCUGACUUCCAUGUAAUGUGUAUUUUUGGGGGAAUAUGGUUCCUGUAAAAGUCAGUAGACAAUCAUAAUUAUUCGAGAAAAUCGAUAAUAUUGUAGAAUCGCAAUUUUAAUCGAAUCGGCAUCCAAAAAAUCGUAGAAGAAUUGAAUUGGGAAAAAAGCUUAUCGUCCCAGCCCCAUUAAAUAUGUUAUUUUUCAGUGGAUAUAAAUACUCAGUUAUCAUGAGACGUACCUGUAUUACACAAAAGGGGAUGUUUUAAUCAUAAUAAUAAUUAUUGUACAGGUAGCUGAUUCAUAAUUAUUCAUUACGUCACAAUCAUAACUGAGGUAGACAUUAUGUCACAAACUUGAGCUGUAAAUCGGCAUUGUCUGUAUGAACAUGUAUUAAGACACGGCUUCCUGUUUCGCCGUGAUAUUAGUCAUGUCCAAAUAAUCUCUGGAGGCAGAAUCAGCCCGUCUGACACAAACAUGACACCUGCAACACUGACACUUUUACAAGGAUGCGUGAGUCAGCCCGUCUGCGUUCAGACAGGAUACACACACUUCCUCUGAAUCACAGUAGCAUGUAUAUCAACAGCUGUGCAUGAAACAUCUGUUCACUCCUUCUGUAAUAAUUAAGCGUACAGUAUCUGAUCGUAACUCGACAUGCAGAGUCAUUAUUCCGACAAACGUUUUGAAUUCUGUUUCUCGAGAUAAGGAGAUGAAGAGAAGGCUGUUUACUUUGGAGGGCGGCAUGGCACUAAUGUAGUGUUUUGUUGACCUACCAAGACUCUUUUGACUGUGUAAAUACAGACAGCAAAUUAUUAUUUGUCCAAUAUUUCCCUAAAGCCUCAGGGCUUUCUCAGGGUAAAUCACUGAAAAAACCAAACCAUUUUCAGAAGUGACAUUAUAAAUUAGCAUGGCAGCAUGAAGAUAUUCCACAAAUAUUGUUUUUUCUUCCAGCCUCUUGAGCCACAGUUUUGGUUCUUUUGGUCAUUAUUUAUAUGAGUUUUAUUUAUAGAGGAAUAAAGCAGGAAAGACUGAGUCACAGUGAGGACAGUGGGGAGGAUAUUAAGAACUGUCAACAUGGAUUUCAUAGACAAUCCGAGGUUUUAGCUAAAGCUGUUGUUGUGUUUUCAAAGUUUGAGUUUUUGUCUUAGUUUCUUUAUUAUAACACGAUAUUUGACCUCAGCUCUUUAAGUUUAGUCUGAGUCAUCCUCUGUGUGUCCUGUGACAGCUAGCUGUAAAAAUACCAGUAUUGUUCGAGGAGGCGCUGGCACAGCAAAACAAAACCCGUAUCACGCAGACGCUGGAAUCCAUCCGUGUAUUUAUCAUCGUAUGACACUGACGCUCAACACAUUAGUGAACCCGGUUUGACAUGCAGAGUCUUUUCUCCCCCACUCUGCAUGAAACCACCAGCCUAAAGGUCAAACAGAUCCCACAAUUUCACUGAUGAUGUUGGAGGUGACUCUAGUGUCAUGGUUUUCCACAGUGAAACCAACUCCGAUUGAAGUCCAUGCGAGUCCAGGGACCAGAACGGAGCCUCCUUAUGUUUAGUUUUAAAAAAUCUGACACUCUCUGAUUCUGUGAGUCUUUCUGGGAGACUAUGAUGGAUGUAAGGAGAUGUCUGGCUUAAUUAAACCUCCAGUAAAGCCGGGUGGAGGAGCUCCCAUUAAACAACUCCAGCCCUGUGUUGUACUUAAUGAACCAAACAGUCAGAAGGUCAUAUGGCGGCCUCUCUUAACGCCACUAAUCCCGUCACUCCGCUUCUAUUCAACUGCCCAGACUGCCUUUUAUACUGCUCAUUUAAUCCCCUCCAUGGCAACAAGGGAAAGCAUUUUUUUCCUUUUCCUUACCCCCCUCAACGACUUAGAUAUUCACAAAAAUAAUCAGUUGGUGUCCUACUUUCCUUUGGAGAGGAUGUUUGUUGCUGGUCGUCUGUUUAACAUCUGUGGACACUAAAACACAAAAAGCUGCUGCGCUCAGAAGGACGCUCCUCCAAACAAACAGCUCAGACAACCAUCGCUUAAAAAUAGAUUUUAACAGCUGAUUAAAAGCCGGCAGGGUGAUGAUUAUCAGCGUUAAGUGACCUGAAACUGCCGUGUGGCAAUAGUGCGUCAAACCUGCAGGACGAGCCGGUGUAGUUGCGGCAACAGUACACCUGUCUACUGGAGGAAGUUUUGACUAAAGCAUCUGUCAUCUACACCGAGACCUCCCCUCUAAUUAUCUCUGAACAUCUCCUUACUCUCAUGUAACAUCAAUACCUGCAACGUCUUAUUGCUUUUUACAGCUUGCGGUCUCCUAACGCACCAGUCGACCUCUUUUUAUUUGAUUUGAAAUGACCGCCUUCAAACGUUUCCGUCCGUGGCGCCUGCUAGGCCGCUUUCUGCGUCUCACAUAAUGAUUUGUGACGAGUCUAGUCGGCUCUGUGACUGUCCCCCUCUCCCUGGUGAGCAAAAAAGCAUUCACACAUGUUUAAAAUAGGGCAAUUUCACUCUGUGGUCCAGUCUCAGGGAUCUAUGGGACCCCUGGGCCUUCUUUUUAUGGCUCUCUGGACCUUUUGUGCGUUGACAAGAGCUCAACGGUUACAGUCGGAGAGGAAGAAUGGGGUUUGUUUUGUGUGGUCUGUGUCUGAGUAUGGUCCCAGGUUCUCCUGGACCCCCAGGAGACAUGUCCAAAUGUCAGCCUCAUUAUCAGGAUCCAGUAAAUGGGAAAGGUUAUUCUGCAUGAUAUCACUGUUGUCUCAUUUUUAAAUAUAUGUGAGCAGUGACUUUUUAUGUCGUUAUCUGAGGUCAUAAAUGAAAACUCCUCUUUCUCCAUUACUCAAGUUAAAGUCAAAGUUGCAGCCAUCAUUCAACGUACAGAUACAGAUAGUGAACUCUCUGGGAGAAACCUUAAAUCCCUGCAGUGUGAUGCACCCAGAGAAAGACCAGAGCCUCCUCAAAAAAUCUGUUUUUCUACUUUCUUCAAAGAGACUGCAGAGUUUCACAUAAACAAGCUGCUGCAUGCAACGGAUCUUCUUUGAAUACAGCCCCCUAGCUCUAUGCUAAACACACACACACAGACACAGAGGCGCACGUACGUACACACAUGGAGUCACAGAAAAGCCAACUCUCCUGUCUCCUGACCAUUGAUAACACCUGCUGCUUCAACAGUUGGUCUGCCUUUGACCUUAGUGGACGUUUACAGGCUGUUUUCUGACUGUUUCUCUCCCCUCGGAUCAUAAAAUGUCCUUUCAGCUCUAAGCUACAAACUCAGUGUUCACGUCACAGCUGUCUUUUUUUAGUCUGCUCUCAGGUAUUCGCUCUAUCCUGCGGUGAGGUUUUUGCAGAAACAAACAAGCAGUAAAGAGUUAAUCAUUCAGGAUCAGUUUUUCCUCCUGAAGUGACACAGUAGAAACACUAGAGUUAUCUACAAUUUUGCAUUGACUCAGGCCAACAGUUGAGUUACAGCCGGCUGACUUCUGCUUCUGGCAGUCCAUAUCCAAAUACACAGGCAGGGAGCGAGAGAUAAGCAGUCGUUUGUUUAUUUGAUUAAACAGGAAACUUUUGUUACUGGACGCUACUAUAAAUAGGCUGCCAGUUUUGGCUCUGAAACGAUGAGAAAAGAAAGAAGUGAACUUUGAGAUGAUGUGCAAAUAAACUCCAACAAAGACUAUUUUUGGUCCUUGGCCUUUAGAGUCUGUUGCUCUGCGCAGUAACUCAGAGCAAAUGGAGCAGAUUUGACAUGAGCGUCAGCAAACCUCUUCACUUUUACAGUUUGGAUUGAGAUCACUCUUUAGUAAUGUAGAUACUUGGUGUGAAAUAUGCAGCGGACACUCCAAAAACAUGAGCAGACAUUUAGAUAAGCAUUGCUAACAUGAUAGUGGACAUUAAAAGUGUCGUGUGUGAGGGUGUAAUUAAAAAUUAUGCGGCACUUUAUCACAGAGUAUAAGAAACAAAUGUCAGAGAGGUAAUGGUCUCACACUCUCCUCGCAGUAUGUGAAUUAAUCGUCUGUAUUCAAGAACGUAAAUUAUAUUUAUUGCCGCUCUGUCUUAAUCAAUCAUGUAAGAAAACACAUUACAAAUCCAAACAUCAUCAGCGUGUGUUUGCACAAAGCAACCUUCUGGAGGUUUCUCAUUUACAACUGAAAGUUUCACUUAGAGUCACCAAAAUGAAUUCAGUAAAUGCGUGACAGAUGGGUUUGAAUAGACUGAACAUUUAUCCUGAUGCGUUCGGCUACAACAAAUUAUACACUGUGAAAUCAUAACAGAUGUGUUUUAGUAACUUUGGCGCACUUCUACUUUUCUUGGCUUUUACUCCUCUGCAACUGUCAAAAAAUUAAGAUAGCAUGAUAUCAGCUGCAGGAUGGAGGAGAUGAUGACUUACUGUGGUGCGGUUGACCGGAGUUGCACCAUCAAGUGUCCCUUUAGGUGUCAAAACAAACACAAUAACCUCAGUUUGUCUAAGUAAGCAGGAAGUUGCUGAUGAUCCGGGUUCUCUUGUUUUGAUUGGCAAGUUUCAAGUUGAGGAAACUUUAUUGAUAUUUAUCACUGAAUAUCAUUUACACAACAGUGCUAUUUUUUGAAUGUUACCUGAUAAUAUUAGGAGGCUCAAGUACAGAACUUUGUGGAACUCCAGCGAUAACGGCAUGAAAACAUGGUUACAAAGAUAUUUAUCCACUAACUCCCACAGGUGACGACAGAAUCAGUGGAACAGCUAAGUUAUCUUUUUUAUAAAGGAGGCAAAGAAACAGAUUCACAAAGAAAAAUGGCAGCAACUGCUGUAAAACUGGCCUGAAGUGCACCAAGGACACAAAUAGGGGUGUCCUGGUAUGAUAUUGAUAUCGGAUAUUGGUCCGAUAUCAACAAAAAAAUCAAAUAUUAUAUCAGCCUGCAUCUAAAAUCUCAGAUAUCAGCACUCCGAUACAAGCAGUCCUAAGUACUAAGGUACUAACAAAGUACAGAGGAGUAGGAGUGAUGUUGGCUGUGUGGCAGUAUUUUUCGUUUAAGUCUGAAAAAGAUGUUGCAGCUGAUGAAAACUUAUCAUGCAUGCAGGCUACAAUAUCAGUAUCAUAUCGGAGGUAAAUAAGUUGUAUUGGGACACACUUAGAUACAAACCAGGUCAGCUGACAGACGGACUCUGCUGCCAGAGCUCCUCUUGUCGUUUUGUCUGGUAAUUGAUCCAGCAGAGGAGUCUGUGAGGCUGAUCCCCAUCUGUCCGGAUCAUUACUGUGCCAAAUGGAAAAGGUCUGGAUUAAGGAUUGAAGGUGUGCUAUCUGUCUCCGGUCCACCUUUAAACCACCAGGUGUCUCUGGCUUGUGUGUAGUCCCAGUUUGACUUUUAAUAUUAAAGCUGUUAAAGUUUUGUUGUCAGCUCCUGUUUAGACUUUCUCCAGGUGUUUUGGACUCAGAGGAAACUGAACAGAUGUGAAGAAAAUCUGCUGUAGGACUAGUGAUGUAGAAGUCUCCGUGCCUGAUCGGUAAUGUCCCAGUUUAGGCUGUUAUAUUUGUGCAAAAUCAAAUCAUUCAGUCGUGUAAAAAGAUGACGUUUAGAGAAGAGGGAAUCUUCAGACGAGUUAAAGUGUAGUAUGUUUUUCUGGAGAACAGCAGGUCUGAGCUGGAUGGUACCAGCAGGACUUGUUCAGUCGCCGCAGUCUUUGACUUUACAUUUUAAUGUUAAGGUGUGGCUCUGUGAGUUUGGAAAAAUAGCAUACAGGGAGCAACAUGCAGCUCUCUGCAGGUUUUGAAAUGCUCUGGGUUUUGUGCCAACUUGCAUGAUAAAGUAAAGCAGUUGAAAUAGAAGAUACAUCACAUAAGAGAAACACGGGUCUUUGAAACAGGAAGUAAAAUAGAUGGAAGAGAGAUAAAGACACAUUAAAGCAAAUUGUCAAAACAGUGUUUUUGGCCUUGGCCGUGGUGAUUCCCUCAGGACAGAGCCAUUUCCUGAGAUCCAGUAGUAAUUGUCCAGCGGAUGUUGAUGUUUGACUCUCCAGCCCACUGAUGCUAACAGCUGAUCUGUUCGGGUUUGUUUGGCCUUGUCUUAAUCUCCAUGUGGGCCUUUUAAAGCUCAUGUUGUAGCGGUGGAUAAUUUGUUGGAUUUUGGGAGUCAGCAUGGCUGGCUCUCAUGGAUCUCUUAGUACAAACUGUUUGUGCCCCUGUGGCAUGCCCCUUUCACCCUCUGGCUCUUACCUCAUUAAGCCAAAAGAGACAGUCACGCAGAGCUCCACCGUGACCAGGGAUGCCCCAUAUUUGGAGAAGAUUCAUUAUGCUGUAGCUCCUGUUAUGAUCUGGUUCUGCUCUCAGGGCAAGGCUGAAGUACACGAUCCAAUACAGUUUCUCUUAUCUCAGUUCUAGAUUCAGGACUAGAUCUUUGGCGUGUGAGUGGAAAUAAAAAUAUACAAUGAUAGAAACUCUGGACGGUGUCCUCCUUUGGUUGUUUAUUGUGUUUCUCUGCAGCUUAUGUCAUCUCCAGUGCCUCUACAGCACCAUUUACUGCUCCAGCUUUACAAUUACCCCCAAUUUCCACCGCAUCUGGAACGGCUACGAAAGGGCCGUGUCCACCGAUCGUAGCUGAUCAUAACCAUUCAAGUUAACGUGUCAAUUUCCACCGGCUUCUUUCCAUUCUGCUGCAGAUUGCCAGAUUCCGCAGCUGAUCGCAAGAGUUUUAUUUUCUCCGGACGCCCGAGCAUGCUGGGUAACUUCCGGACAGAUUAACCCGUGCUGGAAAGGAAGUCGGGCACAGACACAAAAUAAAACAUCCAGGUUCUUUUCAAAAUAAAACACUAUGUAUUUCAGGAGGAUUGUAUUUCACACCCUGCAAACUGGCGGCGACGAACAAGUGAAAGGUUUAAAGACUUCAUUUCAUCCCAAUGACACCAUAGAUGAGGAGAUGCUGAUUUUAGAAGUCUAGAAGUAGAUUUCCUCCUCUGGAAGGACACAAUCUACUGUUAAUAUGGUUAGCCUAUGUGGCUAAAGACAACUUGUUACUGCGCGUAAAUCCGCGGGUUCUUGUAAGUUCUUGUGAUUCCUGCGAGAAUCCGCCACGGAAUUCCCUUCAAAAACGGAUCUGGUAGGAAUUGGCGUACCGCGAAAAAUUGCUGUUGUGCCGGAUUGGGUGGAAAUCCCAGGUUAGGGCUGUCCCAAUAAGAUAUUGAUAUCGGAUCGGUCCGAUAUCAGCCAAAAAACAAAUGUUGGAUUUUGUCGGUCUGCAUCCAAUAAAUCCGAUAUCAACACUCCAAUACAAGCAGUCCAUUCUAGACUCCACUUCAGCACCUCUGGGUAGCAUCACCCGGAUCUAGCAUGCAAAGCCCAUGUGAUCACAACAACUGUGUGUAGUGUACUAAGAUACCAACAAAGUACCAAGGAGUAAGAGUGACGUCGGCCAUGUGGAAGUAUUUUUCAUUAAAGUCUGAAAAAGACGUUGCAGCUGAGUGCAAAGCUUGUCAUGCUCAAGUUUGUGCCAAUAUCGGAUCAACAUCGGUAUUGGCCGAUACUAAAGGCUACAAUAUCGGUAUCGUAUCAGAGUUAAAAAAAAUUGUAUUGGGACACCCGUAUCUACAAUGUACCCAAAGAGGCUCAAUGUUCUUUCUCAUGUUGUUGUUGUCUGACAUAAAACCCUCGUCACAAAACCACCUCUCAAAUGUGGGGCAGGGUAGUCCUGUCCAGGCUGUAACUGACCUGGAUCCCUCUUUGUGAACUGACCUGCAGCUCAGGGAUGAAUCUAUUCACUCUAACAUGAUGGAUUGUUUGAAACCAGACAGCCGAAAUGGGCCAGAAUGUCUCAUGGAGGUGGUGGAUCAAGCCUCGGUGAAAUAUGCCUCUCUGCCUGUGAGUAACUAUAGAGUUAGUACGUAUGCAACCAUGCUGCAAAUUCUCAACCCCUUUGAGGUCCUUCACGGAGCUGAAAAGUCCUUAUUUAAGCGAGAUGUGAACAUUUACCAUGUAUGCACAAUCGUGUUUGCACUGGUGAGUCCAGCAGCAUGUGGAGUCCGCCGCACUAAUGUAAGACUUAAUGUGAUGAGCAUAAGCCUGCAACAACGCGUGUGAGCUCAGGUCUGACUGCGGCGCAUUUUCACGGUCCUAUAGGAGAUUGUUGAUGCCGGUACCCCCCCCCACUCGGACCCUCAUGCAUUCCUCAAAGGGCUCGUUCUUUAUGCCUGCUACCUCAAGUGUAAAGAGGACACUGUUUCCCCGGGUGUGCUGUGGGCCUCUGUCCUCCUACCAUCCUCUAAUAAAUAAAAGGUUAAGUCUCCCACAUGUGUAGGCCAGCUGACAACAAGAGCAGACAUCCUCCCUGAGUCGAGUAUUUCAUAGGUACUCCCUCUUUUAUGUCACCCCGGACAAUACGGCUCAGUGUUCGCCGCUGUUACGAUGAGUUGAACUUGGAUCUGGUUUGUCUCUUUGUUAAUUUUUCAGCCGAGAGGUGACUGAAACUCCCUCUUUUAAAAGAACAAGGAGUCCUAUGCCUCUCAGGGCUCUCAUGUAUCCUGAUUAUAUUUCCAUUUUUUCUGUACACCUGUAUGUGUGUGUGUGUACUGUCAUCCUGAGGCAUUUGCGCAAUGAUUUACUCGCUUCCACCUGAUUUAGAUGAGUUUUUCCCUUAAGUGUGGCGAUAAAGAGACAAAAAUAUUUCCGAACUUUCUCACCCUUUUGCUCUUUCUUUGUGUUUAUUUGUGUCUGCCUCAAUGACUGUACGCAGUCCAGUUUCUUUGGUGGCAGCUGGUAAUCCACUUCAGCUUUUCUACCGGGAGUGUCCCGUCUGACCUUAUAAGGACAAACUCACUUGUGGGCUCAACACAAGUGAGUUUAAAGCACUGAUCCGAUCUGCUGCCUGGCUGCUCUCUAACCUUGGCGAGCUCUGGAAAUUAUUACUGUAGUCCUCAUUACAUGCACAAACACACAGAGCCCCCCCUCCUCUAACUCUACACACGUGGGCUCGCGCUCAAACACACACAGUUCUUUAAGAAAGCAUACAUAGGGAUGCUUUGUUUAGGGAGUUAGUGCAGCACAUGGUUCACACAAUAAAAAGUGUAAGUAGAAAAACAGCCGAGUUCAUGCUCACCCACUGAGAGUCAGAAGGUCAGGACUCACCCUGAGGGGUCAGCGUGCUCCCAGACGGGGCAGGGUGGGUGUGUGAUGGAGGAAGAGUAAAGGUAGAUGUCAUCUACACACAAAUCUGACCUAAACUUUGACCUAAACUGAAAAUUUACCAAUACAGAAAUUUACGAAAUUUCUUGCAUCAUAACCACCGUUACGUUAGUUUUUGUUUUGCUGGACUUUUGGUGUCCUUAAACUCAUCAGGCUGACUCAGUCUGACUAAUUUCAUCAGCAUUUCACCAAAUUUCUGCUCUCUAAUGUGGUGUCUUAGAGUCUGUGUACUUCUUCAGUGCUUUAGUUUCUGUGCUGCUACUUAAAUGCAUGUGGGAAUAAGUGAAGGACUCCUAAGCACCUUUUAUAAAGAUUAAAGAACGGCACCUACUGUGUUUUCAGUUUGUUAUUCCGUUUAGGGCUGGGCGAUAAACCGAAAAUUUACCAAUACCGAAGUUUAUGAGAAUAGCCAACGUCAUUUUGCCCAUGUGAACAUGUAUGUAGGUAGGCUAUGGUCUCAUUUCCCUGUAAGACACUGUCCUACAUCGGAGACGUAACAAAGAAAGAAAGACAGGUGAGGAGAUGGAGGACGGUUUGAAAGUUUUAGCGGCUGAAGUAGACGAAGUUAAUGUGGGAGGGGGUGAGCAGCUUGUGGAGUAGAUAUCGUCCAUUUAUCGUUAUCAAGGUGAACUGAUCAAUAUAUAUUAGGUAGACCAUAUUCUGGCUUCCCAAAAAGAGGACACAACUACGCGGGGGUGGAGUCACGGAGUCGCACAAAGUUAAUUUUGAGAGUUUUUCGGGUUGGAUCAAUUGUCUUUUAUGCACUUCUAACCUAUUAAGUCUAUGUGACACAAACUCCAAACUUCCGUACAAAACUGCGGACAUUUAAAGGACUGUAUAAAGUUCCCCAGACAAAGCUGGACAAGGUUGUAGACGAAGUUAAUGUGGGAGGGGGUGAGCAGCUUGUGGAGUAGUUAUUGUCCAUUUAUCGUUAUCAAGGUUUAUUGAUUUGAGGCCAUAUCGCCCAGCCCUACAUUGAUGACAUAGAUAACUGUGGCACACAAGCCUGUUUAGCAUUUAAGAAACACUCCAGCAUAUAUCAGAGAGUCUCUGUGGGUGAACCAGGAAAAAAAUCAAUGUAUCCCAGCAAUUCUGGAUUAUUUUCAAACACUGUGUCCUCUUCACAUUGUGCAGUUUUAACCUUCAACUUUUUUAAAAUGUGUCCCUGGCAAAUAUUAAAAAAAGCCCACACUUCAGAAUUCUAUAAAAUCCUUCAGUUUCAACAUUUGUAACGUCUUCGCAAACUAUAGUUUUAACUCCUCAAUAUAUUGUGAUAAUGAUUUGAGGCCAUAUCGCCCAGCCCUACCACAGACACACAACACACCCGAAGAGACACACAGAUAGUUUGCUUAAAAUAUUGUGAUAGAAUGAUGUUUUGGCAUUGACAUUUAAAUAAGAUGAUAUCCUGCAGCUUCUGAAAGAGCAAAAGAAUCCCGAAGGUUUGAGUAAUAGAAUUUAAAUGUCAAUACUAUAGAUGUUUGACUGGCAGAAAUAGAGAAAAGAUCAGAAUUCACACAGAUCUGAGCUUGUUGGGUAUUUGCUCUCUCUUUGCAGCAGAGUGGUCUGACUCUUUUCACUUUCCACAGAUUUUAAUCCCGCUUUAGUGCUGCGCCCACAGGUAGCCGUCUCAGCGUGUGCGUUAAGCUCAGCUGCAGACUUUAAUAGCAGCUCAGUGUAUUUUUACCACCUGAGUGACCUUGAGUCGUUGCUGUCUUCGACCGCUUCUGUGUCUGUUUCCACGCGCCGCUCGAUAAAUCAAACCGACCUCGUGAACUUUUGGAAACACAGACCUUAAAUUUGUUUCGUUCAUGUGCAGCAGAUGAGCUCACAGGGUGUUCCUGUCCUCAGGAGUGUGUCGCCAGCUGGUUGGGAUUACAGCUAAACCAUGAACUCUCUCUAAUUGGCCGUGAUUGAUUGAGCUGCUUCAGUGGGAUCUAUCGGGAUAGGUUUGUGGUUUUUGACUCCAUAGAAAGCCGGCUCUCUCUGCAGGAAGUGACUCAAAGCAGUCGUCAGUACAGAGCGAGCCUUAACAAGCCUGUUUGUAAUACAUUCAAACAGUUCCUGUAUGUUUUCUCCGUCCCGCAGCGUGAUCCCUGAUGAAUACGGGAAUUAAACUGUUUUUUUAUGAGCAGCUGAAUAUAAAAACACGGAUCCGGAGGCAGCUGGCCUACUUUCUACAGGCUUUUCUCUUCUGUCUUCACCUUUCAGACUCCUCCAUCUGAGUCAGGUGGCUGCUGCUGUCACACCUGUAGGCCUCAGUUAGUACAGGUCCUCCUGACAUCAGCAUGACAACCCCCUCUGCGAUUAAAGGUGCUGACAGCUCAGUGAUGUCUCGGCCACGCCAUCAUUUCUGUAAAACAUAUUUGUGUUUGUUGUGUGAGUUAUUCUGACUCACUCGUCUGUUAACACUGUGUGAGAGCCUUCUGUCUGUCCGUCCAUCUGUCUGUCUGGGUUUAACGGCUGCUCUCUGGGUCACGGCGUUGUUGUUUGGAGACAGAGUGACGGUUGGUAACCACGAGGUCUGGGACACGGUCAGAAAAAUGCCUUUGAGACUGAAUGGUAAAAGGUGCUGUCACUUUUUUUCACGCUGACUGUGGUGGACGCUACACCAGCGUGUGUUUCCGUCCAUGGUGCUUCAACGGUUGGUCUGUUUUCUUUGGCAGGCGCCCAAGUUAAAGGUGUGUUUUAUUUGCUCGAGUUACGCCCACUCAUUAACUUCCUGUGCUGGGAAGUUAUUGGUCAAGGCCAUUUUUUAUUUCCCUUUUUAAAAUACGUAAAAGGAAAAGUCUGUUAGAGCUGCUUUUCUGGUGCCAACCGGAUCAGCCGUUUGAAUUGAAUGUUUACAUGUUGCAACCAAUCCACACGCAGCCAUCUGUGACCUGAUUGGCUGGUUUGAAUCUUUGUUUGAGAGCAGGUUAAAGUCAAAAGGUGCUGAUGUCCACAUGAAGGGUUUGUUUUACCGCGCUUGUAUUCAGAGAGAUUAGCAGAACUGAUUCAGACAGUCCUGCGGCUCGUCACAUGCUCUCUGUUUGGUAGUUGUCCUUCGGCUUCUUUUCCUCUGAUGUGGUUUUGGUUCAUUUUAAACCGGUAUGCUCAGAACGCAGGCCAAACAAUCUGUUUCAAAAUGCAAAGUUGAAUUUAACUGUUUCUGAGAAGAGGCCCCGGGCUCGAGGCUCUUCUGUUAUAUCUCAAUAAUGACUACAAAUAAAUCAGUCAGUGCUACAAACUUGGCAGGGAAACGGCUGUAUAAUCAGAUCGUGACAUGCAUUCAGCAAAAAGCUUGACAGUGUGGUUACAGACAGCAGUGUUUGGUUGAUGUGUGUGUGAGCAGAGACGGUGGACAAUGGUAGAAGUGAGCAUGUGUGUCGUCAUGAUUUCCUUCCUCCACAAUCAGAAAUGUUUUUGUUAGUGUUCCUGGUCAUUGAAUCAUCUCACUGCUGGGUUGGAACUGAACCCAGAUCCUGAUUUGCUCAUUUCACUACCAUCUCUUUUCCUUGUGAGUCAGCAGGAAUGUGAGGAAUGACCCGUACGAGGUCUGGUCCUUUCCCACCCUGCACUCAUCUGCCCAUUUUUAGGCAUACACAAACCCCGUCUCUUCUUUCACUUUUCUCUUUUUCACCAUGUCAUCCUUUCUCCCUGAUAACCGCUUUUCCUUUCUUCCUUUUAUUCUUUACCUCCUUCGUCUCCUUUUCACCGAGCGCUCUCUCUAAGCUCACCCAUUAUUUUUCAGUCAGCUCAGCACUUAAAUUUCCACAAAUUACAGUAUAUAGGAGAGCCCCUCUGAGCUCGUGCAGCGCGGGCUGAAUAUUUUGUAAAACCACAGCGAGACCUCAAAACCGCUGCCCCCCUUCAUCUCUUGUGAGAAACCCCCUCCUCUUCCUCGUCAUCCUCCUCUGGGCCCAGCAGGGGGGGCACAUCAACCCUCUCUCGGCCCAUCAGGGUGCGAGGCUUAGCUUAACAACCUCAUCCUGCGUCUUUUUAGAAGAGAGCAGUUGGCGUGCAAAGGUUUGUGUUUCGACUCUGCAGGUUUUAACCGGUGCAGCGGGGAACCUUUAAGUGUGUGUUUGUGCGUGAAGUGUAUCCAGAAAUCCUGAGCCAGAUGAGCCGCUCAUCUCUGCAUGUGUUGACAGGUUCUUGCUGCCGACCAAAAGAGAGAUCUGUCUCCUAUUUGGCAGGAGAGGGCUCCCCCCUACUCACCCUACCCACCCUCGCUCACGGCUGUCACUGACAUGAAAGCGUCCGCUCUCUGUCUGCCGCCACGUGUUCAAAACACACACAUCCACACACACCUUAUUACUCCUCCUUUGCUUGAAUAAAUAAACCCUUGAACUAAUAGUCACUCAGAGCAGUGAAAUGGCUCACUGAGUGUUGUUAAGUGAGCCUUUUCAACAUCUGAGUCUCUGGGGCCUCCUGCAGCCUGGCUUCUGUUCAGCCAACAUAAAUUACAGCCAGAGAAGAAGACACCUGACUGGUACGUCCACCUUUCUUCUGUCUUACAAGCAUCAGCUGUUAAGCGUGCCUGUUUCUCCUCCUCUGAACUGCACUCAGGUGCUCCCGUCUGUUCACAUUAGUGAAGUCAGCUCACCUGUCAUCACUAAUCCAUAAGCUCUUCAUCUGCCCUGCUGACCCUCUGACUGCCUGCCACACAUUCAGAUCCAAGCCAGGGCUGGUUAGUUUAAUACUGUCUGGACGUCAUUCGCCUGAUGUUACUUCAGGUAUCGGCUCCAGCAGUCCUCUGGGAGUCAAUCAGAGACUGUAUCUACUAUUCUUUUAUAUAUACAGUCUAUGGAUUCAAUUGAAUGCUCACAACAGCCAUGUUACAUGUGCAAAUUUCUUGAUCAGAUUGAAGAUUUGAGGGAUCGGAUAAUCUGAAUCCACUGUUGAAGCAUUCAGACAUGCACAGAGUUUUCUAUCUUCGCUAAAACAACCACAGAAGAAGAAGAGUUGUAUCUUCGCCUGUGCUGUAAACAAACCAACAAACGUGAUAGUGGCUCACUCCAUGCAAUUCAGGAGUUUUCCCUCUGUUAAAUGUUGUCACUAGAUGGCGCCCUUGCGUACUUAUUUUACUGUUCUGUCAAAGGUUGCUCUGUGCGUGCAGAUGUGACGUCAUUACGCUGUUUGUACGCCUUGUUAUGUUACCAGGAGGAGCUGACACGGUACCUGCGUAGGAUCAGCAUAAACCACCCGUCUCGAUCGAAACACGAUUUCUUUCUGAUUGAGCCGAAUUGGAUCAGAAUCUUCACAUUUUUAUUCCAAUCCGGCACUUAUUCCCAGAGCUGGCCCAAGCCUCAAUGGGGCCCUAAGCAAAAUUAGAUUUUGGGGUCCUCUAUUUCUGCAAAUAAUAUUGAUUGUUGAUCAUUUACACACCAUCACAAAUCUCUUUGAUUAACAUACCAUGACAGGCAUACAUACCUUUAUCUUGGCGUUUUCUCUCUUCUUCCUCUUUCUUCAUCUUUCUUUUUUCUGCUCCUAAAAGAUAUGUCCUUUUUUUCGACAUUGUUUUGCCCCACAACUUCCUGCGCUUUGGAUGCUCAGUGCACACCGCACAGCAGUAGGCACAAAACGGUAGCGGGGCUUUGACAUAUCUGCAGUAAGAGUUAUAUACUAAAAUGUUUUUACUUUAUUUUAUUUUGUUUUUCCAAUAGUAUAUAUUUGAUCAUACAGACAGCAUCACUCAUACGUGCAAAAAAUAAAAAUUAUCUUAUUUUUUUUUUUUUGUUUGAUUGCUCUUGGGGUCCCCCUAUUGGUCGCAGGGCCCCUAGCAGGUGCUUAGUUCGUUAUGCCUUGGGCGGCUCUGUUUAUUCCGAUUCUUUGUGCCCAUGUAAACGCAGCUAUGACAGGAACAUGCAUGUCAAGCCUGCUGGUGGUGCUAGAGUAAAUCAGGGAUGAGCUUUUAGGAAUAAUCCUACAAGAAAUUAAAGUUUUACAGAGUUUGAGGAAACAGUUUUCAUGUGGCGAUUACAGCAGCAGCUCGUUUGAGGACUUCUGCUUUUGUAUCAGAGGUCACACUGGCUCAGAGUCUACUCCGUCUUAUAAACAAGUGCAUUAUUGUCCUGGUUUGACAGGGAUAAUUACAGAGACUGCAGAAGAGACUGACAGAAGUUUGAGCCGCAGAUGUACGCUGUGUGCCUUGUACUUCUGCUCCUUCACCGCCCUGUACUUAAACUGAGAACAAACCAGUGACCUUGAGCUGUAGUAAGAGAUUUUAUUAAACUGUGGCCUCUCACCCCAACGUGUUUCUGAGGUUUACUCUGACUGUAUACUUUAAACACGUCUUUAUUUUUAUUUCUCUGUAUUGUAUAUGCAGCUGGAUGGAACCGUUGACCUGGACGAGAGACGCCUCAUCCGUUCAGCCAUCCGGGAUUUACGGAGGAGGGAGAUUGAGGACAUGGAAGCUGCUCUGGCCAGCAAGAGGUUUCGUCCUACGCGCCUCAAACAGCAGGAGGACAAGGAGAACCACCACAGGUAAGACCACACACACACACACACACACACACACGUGCAAACACACACACAGACACCUGUCCUUUAUGGCAACCUGCACCAGAGCGGUUAAAGUGGAGACAGUCACUAAUCCAGAUGCAGCGUUCCUGAACUCUAGAGGGAAAAUAGAGGAGACAUCUGGAAAAGUGGAGUCUGGAAAUGAUGGGUGACAGAAAACUGCAGCAACGGUGAAUGUUAAAGUUUCCAUUGUGUGAGCACAUCCCGCAAUGAUGCCUGUCGCUAUUGAGAGUUUCUCCGUAUGACAUCGAAUUACCCCGCUGUCAGCACUUAUGAGAAGUCACAUUUCUGAGAUCAUAUGUUUGUCUUUCUUCUCCUUUUCGGAGCUGCUUCUGGGUUUUUCCAGUCCAGUGAUCUUUCAGCUCCUGUCUGUCUGUCUGUCAGCUGUGAAAUCUGAAGUGAAUAAAUCAAAUGUUACUUUUUACUUUUGUUCGACAUGAUCAAAUGAAGAAGAAACAGGACAAAAAAACAGAUCUUUGAUGGUUGAAGGUUUUAAAACUCACUGAUAAUGUCGUGAACCUCAGCAGAUCAAAUAUUAAACAUUAUCUCAUAUGAAGCAAACCUACAACCUCGCGCUCUCUUUCUUUUUCACCGUUUGUGUUCAGGCCUAAUGAUUUCCAUCCACUGAAGCUCUCAGACGACUUAGGUUACAAUAACAAAGAAGGUGCCUCACUGAACUUGCUAAAGAAGCAUACCUACUGCAGAAAAUACACCCACGUGCCUCGAAACGCGAGCGCACACACACUCACGGGAACAGUCUGAAAGUUGCAUUAUCCACAGAGUGCCUCUGUGUGGAAUGUGAAAUAUUCCACUCAGAUGUGUGCCACACAUCCUUUAAUACCGACGAGUGGAGAAAAGCAGAGAUAAUGAGAGAGAAGUAUGAGCAAUAGAAACCGACAUAAAAGCCUGCAGUGAAAUGGAGAAAAUGAGGCGAUAAAGACGGAGGAUGAGAGCGGACCUUUAAAGACGCUCUGUGUGUCAAAUCUGUUCCAGCUGACUCUCACUUUCUCUGCUCUAUUUGAUUGUCUUUAAUCUGAUGAAUUUUCUCCCUGCCAAGUUUAUUGUUUUAGGAUAUCCUACACCCUGACUUCUCUCUCUACUCUCUACUCUCUCAGGUCAGAAUCCAGCGAUAACUUGGACGUACUGUCCCGAAAACUGCAGUCGAUUCAGGACAUUGAUGAGCUCACAAAAAUGGUAACUAUCGAAUUUAAAAAUGACACAAUAUUAUGACUGAGUACGCUCAGAUCUGAAGUCUCUGAAACUUUGAAUGUUUGCUCUCAGCUCCGUGCAGCCAGUGAGUACGAAGAGAGGAAGAUGAUCAGAGCAGCCAUCCGACAGAUCAGGGAUGAACCGCAGCAAGGUGAGUCCAGCUUUAUGGUACACUGGGGGAGGCAUGCUGAGUCUGUGUGGAUUAGAUAUAUUGAUUGAUUGAUCGAUUAAAUUUGAUUCUUGAAUAUGCAAACCAAAAAUAUAAAGAUUAAAACAAGAAAGGUAGGCAAACCAUUUAAACAUAAAUCAUAGAAAUACAUAUUUGAAAAGGUGUGAGAAGAAGAAUAACUUAUGGACUCCCACACCUUCCCCUCCACAUCAAGCUUCCCUGCAACUUGUUUAGAUGUGCCUGAUAAUUAUAGAUAAAUAAAGUACAUUCAUGACUUUGUAUUUCAAAACAAAAUCUACAUCCACUUCAUACAGCACACACAUAAAAACAACAAAACAAAAUAAAACAAGAAAGAAAUAAUAACCUCAUAACAUUUAGUGCUACCAAACACAUUCCCUCAUCCCUGUACCUCUUAAAAAUAGUGUCUUUAGUUCUCAUUUUAAACAUUUUAAACUCAAAGUGUGUAAACAUGUUUGAGCAUUACUUUAACUCCAUGGAAAACCUGUUCCAUAGUCUCUACUUGUAUUUUACAGGUUUAGAUUGGAUUACAGAAAAAAUAUUGAAUAGAUGUUUCGGUUUUCACUGUUUUUUGGCAGCUGAAACAAUAAAAAUUAAGACGUAACUGAUGAAACACAACAGAAAACUAGCAUUUCACAUCUAUUAGUCUUUUCAAGUGCUGAGAAGUGGGCGAUUAAGCUAAUCUUAACCCGAUUAAAACCCAAACUUGAAAUAUAAUCUUACACUUCACACACAAAUGCUGCUAAAUAUCCAAAAUUUAAAACUUGUUAAAUAUAUCUGGAGCAAAUUGCACGUCAAAUUCUGAUUUCUUGUUAAGUCUGAAAGGAGCUGAGGUGUAAAACGGUGUAAUAAUCUCGUGUGCAUGCGUAGCUAAUGUCGUUGAGGUUGCAGGUAGUCUGUCAGAUCUAUAAUGCUGGAUCAGAGAGUAGAUUCCUGUCAUUCUUUAGUGCCGUCUGGUCUGUGUGAGGCCCCUGUCACUCUGAAACACUAUGAUACACCCAGACUGGACAACUUCCUCCCUUGAGGACACCUCUAAUCAUGUUAUUUGUUAUCACCUAAGCCUUGUUUGCUCUUCUCAUCCCCUGAAGCCGGACUCUGAGGAGGAAACUGUGUGCCCGUCUUCUUUUUCGCUUUUGCUACAUCUGUUUUUGUGUGUUUUCAGGGUCCUUGGAGUGCGGAAAAACUCCUGUUUGUUGCAAAGAGUCUGAGACGGUGGAGCCCCAGAGCAGCAUUGGUACCGGGGUGAGUAAUAUCACAAUCUGAAGUCCACUAGUCUGGACUCGACAAACCUAAACUCGACUCCUAAGCCUUGUUCACGGUGGCUUUCAUUUGCAAAAAAAAACUGAAGUCAGCACAAACUAAUUAGCGUCUGCUGAGCUUGUUUGCAUGGCAACAGUAACCGCUGAGAUUUCUCUGCUGCCGCAAAGAAGAAUGCAGCAAACAAGAGGCAUUGUGUCUUGAGUCACACACUGUGUCAUGAAUGUAACCACGGAGCGCACACAAAACAUAUGCUUUGUCUGCCACGGAGCCAGGAAUGUGUUUUUGUUUUUUACAUCCAUAUUCAGGUCUGGCUGAGUGUGAGCAGAACGAUAAAAUGUACUUUAAACCUGGUGUUUAAAGAAGGCUGGGACGUCUUCCUGACAGGAGACGAGCUUUACGCCGCCGUAAGCAGCUUCUCACACCUCGAGCCAAAAGACUCACAGAGCCUCAGAGGACCUAAGACAUUUAAUCGAAUUGAUCUAACCUGAUUAGCAUAAAUACUUUGACGCUGUUAACGCAUCAGAAAUACAUCACUCACCUCUCAGAUGCCUCUCUCAUUUAAUCGGCCCUCUAGUGGACGAUAACAUCUGAGUUUCCUGAGCUGAACUAAAUUUUUAUCUCUGUCAGCCAAUCAGAUUGAAUUAUACGGUUGCUGCAGCUAACGUGAUGUGAAAACAUGAGGUUUGACUGUCUGAGGGACUCUGCCAGGGGGGGCAGAUUUAAUCUAAUCUGCUGUGUUUGAUCAGAGGCUUCUGAUGAAUGCUUGCUUUCUAGUGGUUGAAAUCUCUGUCUGUGGAGGAAAAUACUGGUAAAUUUGAAGUGCAUGUGGUCUCUGUUGUUGCGGAUGCUUGAACGUUUGAUUGAUGGGUAUGUAGGGACAGAUAGAGCGCUUUAUCUGCACUUUAAAGGGAUAUUCUGGUGUAAAAUUAAGUUAGGGUCAAACACACCGAAACACCAAGAUAGACACCCAUCGAGAGAUGAAUGUUGGAGACCGCUUGCUUCUCUAGUUUUACUAACUUUAGUAAUGACCGCACAUAGCAAUACAGAGAGCCACGCGCUCAACCAAAACACCACUCUAUAGCCACAAAUAAUGCUCAGAACAGCACCUAACUUCAUCAACAGAACAUAUAGGGUCACAGUCAUAGUACUAGACACCAAACAUCUUUUUAACUUUGACUAAUUUCUUUGGCAAAGAGACUAAACACAACUCACCUACUCUCUUCCAGCAGCCGUUUGUUUAGAGGGAGAUCUUGGGCGAGUCCACUGACUACAGCGGAGUUUCGCAGCUCAAAAAAGAACAUUUAAGAUCAUUUCUUUAUCAUUCCCUUGAAGUAAUAAUCAAUAUAUUAAUCAUUUUGCACUGCAGACACGGUAGUUCUUCUGCCUCAGUGUCUGACUGCAUUUCAAUGAGGAAAUGAUCAUAAAUGUUCUUCCUUGAGCUGCGUCACCCCGCAGCAGUCGAUGGACUCACCCGGAGGUCUUCGUACAAACAAGUGGCUGCUAGAAGAGAGUAGGUGAGUUGUGUUUAGUCUCUUUGCUAAAGAAAUUAGUCAAAGUUAAAAAGAUGUUUGGUGGCUAGUAAUAUGGCAAGGACCCUAUAUGUCCUGUUGAUGAAGUUAGGUGCUGUUCUGAGCAUUAUUUGUGGCUAUAGAGUGGCGUUUUGGUUGAGCGCGUGGCUCUCUGUAUUGCUAUCUGCAGGUUACUAAAGUUGGUAAAACAAGAGAAGCAAACGGUCUCCAACAUUCAUCUCUCUCUGAGGUGUCUAACUCUGUGUUACGUGUGUUUGACCCUAACUUAAUUUUUUGCUGGAAUAUCCCUUUAAAGGAAAAUACAAUUAGCAGCAUAAUAAGGCGUCUGGUGGUUCUGAUUUGUCCUCCUCAGAAUAACCCGUGAGUGUGUGCGUGUGUGAGUUCAUUGUCCUCCUGAAGGAAGUGAUGAUAUCACGUUGUCGUCACAGGAUGCACUCGCAUUCAGACCCUCUUUACGUCACUUCCUGUAAGACAGCUGAGUUGUACAUUGGUGGUGUUUGGAGCUACAGGUGGUGUGAUGGAUGAGCUGAGAUUGGAAGGAGGUCUGGAUGAGAUAGGAGACAGGGGGCAAGGUUCUGAGUGGGGGGGUUGUUCGAACAGACAGAGCGGCAGCCCACCAGCUGUGCCCCAGCAGUGAUGUCUGCGCUGAGUUUGGAUUGUGGCCAAAAACAACAUCAUCCUGCAGCAGCAGCAGGACUCCUUCCACUCACAUCACAGCGGCGGAUCUCUUUGAGCUCUGGGCGAUUGUCCCGUGGCAGAUGCAGGUCUCAGAUAGUCCCCCACAGCAGCCAAAAACACACUUACGCACAAUAUUUGUAUACGGCGAGCGAGUUGAGACUGGUGGUCGAGUGAUGUUACUUUUUCAGUAUCUGAUGCUGAAAAGAAAACAGAUUAGCUGAUGGCUGACAUCACAUUUUUGCUGUUUUUCUUUUCCUGUUGUUGAGCAAGACUAAAAAAAUGAGAAUUCAAAAUUAAGUGAAUAUUUCUUCAUGUAGAUUUUUAGGAAACAAUAUUUAGCCCAGUUAAAUGAAUUAAUUAAACUUAUGCAACUUACGUAAUUUAUGUAAAAAGUUUUUAGAAAGCUUUUCAUCACUGUGGCUACGACGGAGGAUUAAGGCCACAUUGAGAAAAAAAAUCGGAGACUUCGAGAAAAUUACAACUUUGAGAUUAAAGUCAUUAAUUUACGAUAAUAAGUCAUUACUUAUGAGAAUAAACAUAUGAGAAAAAAGUCUUAAUAAAGUAAUAACUUAUGGGAAUAAAGUCGUAAUAAAGAAAUUACUUACAAGAAUAAAGUCGUAGUUAAGUAAUCACUUACGAGUAUAAAGUCAUAAUAAAGUAAUUACUUGGGGGAUUAAGUCGUAAUCAACUACUUCUACUACUAUACUUUUGAUAAUGUGGUGCUGAUGUGCCAAAAGAUUUAGUAUCUCCUUGUUUGAGAAACAUUGAAGUACAUUUUCACGAAAGCCAACAUUUCAACAACUGUCAUCGUAAACAACAGGUUAGAAUAUGAGGAUUUUAUUCUUGUAAGUCAUGAUUUUAUUCUUGUGAGUUAAUGACUUUAAUCUCGAAGUUUUAUUUUGUUUUUUCUUAGUGUGGCCCUAAUACUCUGUCGUACUGUGGCAGGUUAACAUUCGGAGGACGUUAAUAAAGAGUAAAAUGUUUCUUUGUGUGCGCUUUAUUGAAACCAUACUUUAACAAGUUAAAAAACUUAAAUAUAGGCCAAAAAGAAACAGAAUAAAACAGGAGAAAAGGUCUUUUUUUAAUCAUUAAAGGUCAGACACGUGUAAAUGAACAAAGAGGCUUUACUGUAACACAUCGUCUGUUUUCAGAAGAAGUUCUGUUAAUGAGAAAAAGAGGUCAAAACAAAGACAGUGUGUGUCUGAAGUUAAUGUGUCAACCAGGCAACCCUUUAACCUGGAAGAAACGUGUGUGUGUGUGUGUGUGUGUGUGUGUGUGUGUGUGUGUGUGUGUGUGUGUGUGUGUGUGUGUGUGUGUGUGUGUGUGUGUGUGUGUGUGUGUGUGUGUGUGUGUGUGUGUGGUGGGGGUCAGAUCCCUGUUGAGACAGAAUGGGAGGGAGGGGAAGUCAAGGGAGUGGCUUGUGUGUAGUGUGUGUGAGUGUGUUGUUGAUGGUGGUGGCGGCGUGCGUGUUUGUGUGAGUGUGUGUAAUGUGGCUGAGGGAGUAGAGCAGCAGAGUAGCGGACGUCCUGACUCCAAGAGGGUGACUUCUGAGAGAAAGAGAGAGAGAGAAGGAGAAGGAGGGAGUCAGUCUGCUCAGAAGGUAAAUGUCACUCUGAGUGAUUCUCUGCUGCUGUGUGUCACGGCUCCUCUCUCAGUGUCUUUGCUUUGAUUUUUGAAGAAUGGGACGUGUCUGCCUCUCUGACUUCUUCUCAGGUUUGUGACCUUAAUGCUUCAUUUGUCUUCUUUUUAGUGGACAGUUUAACUCUUUGACAGAUGACACUCAUUAAUAAAAUACUAUAAGUUUACCUCUUUAGGAUUAUAAAAGACAAAUGUAAAGAUUUAGAAAUGUUGUUUUGAUUGAUUCAUUAUUUUUGUUUUCUGUGGUUAGAAAUCAAGGUGUGUUGUGAGAGUUCAGGUAGGCUGUUUGGUUGUUUGCUCUCUGAUCCCUUUUCCCAAGAUGACAGCAGAAGAAAGAGCGGCUUUGUCGUCUCAAAGCCACUCUCUUAUAUGUUUGUAUCUACAGAGUUUCGAUGAAAGCGCCUGGAGGAAAAAAGAGAGCUUAGGUUGGCAUGCGAUGAUGUGCUGCGAGUAAAGAAAAUGGAAAUACGGCUCAGAGUUUUUGCGGGUUCUCCUCACUCCAGACUGACCGUGAGUGAGAUGACUGCUGCUUCAUCCAGCUCCUGUAUUUCAGAGUCUGGAGGUGAGCCGAGUGUGUGGUUGCUCAGGCUGCAGUAAUGGAAAAAGAGCUGUCAGGUUUCUCCUCUCGGCCACGUGGAGGCACGGGAAACCCUUAAAUGAUCUGACAUUAGUGCAGCAGUGUGUUGAUGGAUUUAACUUGAAUGGAAAACUGAAGCUUUUAAAGUCAGAGUGAUGAUCCGAGCAGAAGGUGUGUGCCUCAGCAUUGUUGUUGUUAUUUUUUGUGGACUUGAGGGUUUCGGUGGAAUCCAGAUGGCCCACGCCUCGCUGUGGUCACGGCUGAGGACAGUUGUUUUGUGUUUUUGUGCAGUUACACAAACUAAGGGCUCCUGAGGCCAGAUGAGUGGGACGGUGUCAGUGUCGGUUCUACUCUGUCAGGUCUGGACUGUUUGGGGAAGCCGCUAAUGACAUGGAGCUCGGUCGUUGGCAGCAGGUCCUGCAGCUCCUGCAGCUCUGCUCAGCGUCUCCACUUCUGCUCUAUCUUCUCUUUUUCCCUCUUGGGUUUCAGCGUCUGUGAGAAAUACGUUCCUUGUGGUUUGGUGGGAGCUGUGAAAUGACGGCUGUCUGUCUGAGUCCUCUGCAGAGGAGGGGUGGGUGAGAAGAGGCUCGUUCUCUCUAAUUGUGUUUACAGCUCAAACACAAUUAUACCCCCCUGUGACUCUUUGAUGGAGAGACUCCACUCUGGAGGAGCCGGCCUUUUGUGAGACUCUUGCAUCAUUACCGCCGUUCCUUUAGUCUUUUGUUUUGCUUGACUUUCGGUGUCUUUAAACUCAUCAGGCUCUGUAAUGACUCAUUUCAUCAGCAUUUCACCGGAUUUCUGCUCUCCAGUGUGGUGUCCCAGAGUUUGUGUACUUUUAAAGUACUUCAGUUUCUACUUAAAUCCAUGUGGGGAAAAAGAGAAGAACUCCUUAGCACCUUUUAUAAAGAUUAAAGGACAUAUACAGUGUUUUCAGUUUGUUAUUCCUUUUAGGGCUGGGCGAUAAACUGAAAAUUCACCGAUACAGAAAUUUACGACAACAACCAACGUCACUUUGCCCACGUCAGUAUAUUCAAUGUCAAAUAAAUAAAUAAAUAAAAGUUGGUUUUGGAUGUGUGUGGGUAGGCUAUGGUCUCAUGUCCCUGUAAGACGCUGUCCUACAUCAGUCUAUAACAAAGAGGGAAAGACAGGUGAGGAGAUGGAAGACGGUUCAAAAGUUGCGGCGGCUGAAGUAGAUGAAGUUUAUGUGGGAGGGGGUGAGCCUGGGCUUGACACUAACUUUUUUCACAUAUGCUCCUAAGUUGAAAAAGUAAGAAACACACAAAGAACUUUAGGGGCACAAUAGAAAUUGAUCAAAUAAUGUUUGUCUUAUUGGUCGACCUUAGUACUAUUAUUUAAAAUCGAUUUUAGGUCAAUUGGUAACGUGACAUGGAAGCUAUUGAAAGAAAACAGCCGGUAAUUUAGUGAUGGUCCCUUAUUCAACACCCAACGUUGACAGCGAGGGUGCAGAGUAGAUUUAACCACGCUGCUGCUGCUAUUCCCGGUUAUGGAGAGUGAGAAGACACCGGUAGAUCCGCCGUGAAUGUCUGACUAAUAUCCAACCUAAAACUAACUGCACUGCGGUCUUUACAUGAAAAAACAUUUGUUGCCUCGGCUGAUUUUUUUUGCCCUUAAAUACAUUUUACAAUUCACACACAUCUAUUUUUAGUCACAAAUCUGAGUGAAACGGUCGCACUGUUGAGCAGAUUGUGAAGUAGUUAUCGUCUAUUUAUCGUUAUCGAGGUGAACUGCUCAAUAUCCUGACAUUGAUUUGAGGCCAUAUCGCCCAGCCCUACUCUCCAGUGUGGUGUCCCAGUGUGUUUACGUACUUCUUUAAGAGCUUCAGUUUCUGUGCUGCUACUUAAAUCCAUGUGGAAAAAAGUGAAGGACUCCCAAACACCUUUCAUAAAGAUUAAAGGACGACACACACUGUUUUCAGUUUGUUAUUCUCUUUUUCACAAACACAGAUGGAUUUAACAUUUAAAAGUUAUUAUCUUGUUUCUUUUUGGAGAUCCUAUCUCUCUCCUGCCGCAGUCUCUGAUUACGUUUUCUCCUCGGAGAUGAUGGAGCCGCUCAGCCCCUGUAAUCUGCUCAAGGUGGGGAAGGUCACAGUCAGCAGAGCAGAAAGCCGCCCGUCCUUUCUCACUUCUGCCUCCCACUUUGUUUUUUGCUUUGUGUUUGGUCACACCAUUAACUCUUCCUUUCAUGAUCACACACACUACAUUGAUUAACAGCUGUUUAAAGACACUGAGCUGGGAUUCAUGACGUUUUCACACUCUGCUGGUCUUUUGUGUAGGGUUACAUUGUUUACACACGGAGAACUGAUUGUGCAGUUGGGUGUGUGCGCCUUUUUUCUUGCUCUAAAUCCUGUGAAUGUGUUUUUUCAGAAGCCUUUUGAAGUAAUAGCAGGCUGUAAGUCUGCUCUAAGUAUUAUUUUUUCAGUCGGUAAGGUCAUGUCCUGCAUAUUUUUUCAGGAUCCACCCAAACUUUGUCAGACUUUUCUUAACCUAGAUCCCAUUUUUUAAGCACUUCUACAGUUUUUGAUGUAAACGGGACAUAGAAUUAUUCACACAGCCUGAGAACAUAUUUUCCCUUUAAUAGUAAAGUUUAUAAGUUGUGGACAUGUGUGGGAGUCAUUUAAAGAUCGUCUGUGUGUGUGUGUGUGUGUGUGCACGUGCUCAGAGGAGGCUUGUUUGUGCAGCUGAUACUCCUGUGGAGUAGCUCAAGGUCAGGCACCGGAGGCCCAACAGUAGCGCUGGCAUCUCUCUUUCUCUACACGUCCCCUGUUUCCUCCAUACGCAAAAACACCCUCGUCUGGGAUCUCCCUCCUGCUGUGACUCUCCCUUUCUGGUGCAGACUGAGCUUUAUUUAUCACUCUGUAGGUAAUCUUCAGGGAGAAGGAGCGAGCCAAGUCUGGAGGCCAGACUCCAAAGCUGAGAUCUGAGACAAAAUUGAAACAGAUACGAACUGUUGGUCAAGCGUGUGUGUUUGUGUGAAUGACGUUAAAGGGAUAUUCUGUCGUAAAAUUAAUUUAGGGUCAAACACACGGUAACACCAAGUUAGACCCCCCUCCAGAGAUGAAUGUUGCCGACCGCUUGCUUCUCUAGUUAUACCAACUUUAGUAACGACUGCGCAAUAGCAAUACAGAGAGCCACGCGCUCAACCAAAACACCACUCUAUAGCCACAAAUAAUGCUCAGAACAGCACCUAACUUCAUCAACAGGACAUAUAGGGUCCUAGCCAUAGUACUAGACACCAAACAUCUUUUCAACUUUCUUUGGCAAAGAGGCUAAACACAACUCACCUACUCUCUUCCAGCAGCCACUUGUUUGUAGCGAGACCUCAGGCCAGUCCACUGACUGCAGCGGUGUUUCACAGCUCAAGGAAGAACAUUUAUGAUCAUUUCUUUAUCAUUUCCUUGAAGUAAUAAUCACCAUAUUAAUCAUUUUGCACUGCAGACACCAUAGUUCUUCUACCUUAGCGUCUCAGUCUGAUUGUAUUUCCAUGAAGAAAUGAUCAUAAAUGUUCUUCCUUGAGCUGCGUCACCCCGCUGUAGUCGAUGGACUUGCUACAGACAAGCAGCUGCUGAAAGAGAGAGGGUGAGAUGUGUUUAGUCUCUUUGCUAAAGAAAUUAGGCAAAGUUAAAAAGAUGUUUGGUGUCUAGUACUAUGGCUGGGACCCUAUAUGUCCUGUUGAUGAAGUUAGGUGCUGUUCUGAGGAUUAUUUGUGGCUAUAGAGUGGCGUUUUGGUAUAACUAGAGAAGCAACAGUCAUCUCACGACGGGGUGUCUAACUCUGUGUUACGGUGUGUUUGACCCUAACUUAGUUUUUCACCAGUAUUUCCCUUUAACCUUAAGUUAAAGGACAGCCGUUAAGAACAGCCGACCUCAAAUCAAUGAUCACAGAGCAGAUGUUUCCCCUCCAAUAAAACCUGCGGACACUACAGCAUCAGAAAUGAAACUUUAGUGAAAGUAGAGAGUGUGUUUUGAGUUCUCCUCUUUUUUGUCCUUUUUCCAGGAGACAGAGCGUGAGAGCCACAGCGAGCGCGAGCGUAUCAGAUCUCAGAUCCUGGAGUUACGCAGUCAGCAGACACAACAAAGCCGAGAGCAUCAGAGAAAAGGUGAGUUACGCUCCUUCAGAAACAAAACUGCUCAUCAGUUUAGUCAUUUCAUCUCUUUGGCAAUCGCCUGACCCAUUUCCUCUGCGUGCCACACACACUUGUGUCAUGUAUAUCCAUGCCACACCUCCAGAGCUGUUGACACAUGAAAUCUUUUGUAUACUGGAAACACUCACCAAAAGGUCAGGUUUCGGUUGGUGUUUCUAACUCAAAGCCAACACUGACCACCUUCAUACAUCCGCCCUUGAUGCAAUUUCCUCCUGGCUGCCUGUUAAAACAGUCGGCUGAAGGGGCCUUUCUCCAGAGGUGGCAGUCAGUAGGUCAUCUAACUUUUAUUAACUGUUUGUAGUCACUCACAGAGCCGGUAUUAAUGACUCCGGCCUCUUAAGAGUGGAGUCGUUUCAUUAACCUCCGUGUUAGCAUUAAUAAAGACGCAUGAAUGAAAGCCCUCAGGAGCUGAUGAAUGUGCUUCCUUCACGCGGGGCUUUUGAAACUUUGCAGGCACGGAGCUGAAUACACGAAUGGCUUGUUAAAAGUCAAAAGUGUAUUGUCAAGGACUCAUAAAUAGAGUAACAAGUCAGCUAACAGCUUAUCAGUUUGGAAUCCAAAGAAAACUAAUCUGAGAGGAGUUUAUCUAACUGGUCUCUGGCAGGAGAUGAAAGUGUUUUCGUCUUUCAUCGUGGUUUGGUCCCAUUUAACCUUCUCCCAGUCUUAGGCUGACAUAUAUAAGAAUAAAGUCAUUCUGUGUGGCCCGGUCUGGCUUGGACUUGGCUCCCAGUGUCCUCCUCAUGGACAUGGGCUUGGCCGUGGGGUUAUGGGAAGCAACAGAGGGAAACCCAGCAGCCACACCUCUGCUAAAAAAAGCUGAUACCAGAACUGAGGUCUUGUUGACUCGGUUGAGAAAACUGCCCACUGUUCCUGAUAUAUCCCUGCCUUACAAUUUAAACCGGGGUGAAGCUAGGGUAAACAACAAAAAAAAGACCACCGUAGGAAAGUAAAGAAAGAAGGCGUUGAUCAACAAAGACAUUCGUGGUCAGGAAGGGACGGUGGAGUCAUGGUGGGCUGCCGGUUGACUCUGCAGAAGGGAGAAAGUGGCAGAAAAUAAAAGAUUUGGACUUAAGCGGCCAGAUCUGCAGCACAAACACAUACCUCCACUUAUAUUUACAAGCUCUACUUCAAUGAGCAUGUGUCCAGCUGGUUUACUCUUCAGUCCAAACUGUAACGGGUAAGGCUGUGAUUUAGGAAAUGAAUGUUUGCAGAGUCUCUCAGUGGAAUUUGCUCUGUAGCUCCAGUUCCCCAAGGAGAAAAACCGGCUUAAUUUAAAGUCUGUCACCACGAGAAAUUUCACACUUAAAUCUCUGUGAAGGACGGAAGAGAGAAGAGUCUGGUUUAUCACUGUUGAUAGAAGAACAGAAGUCAAGCACAGUUUUCAGAUUGUUUUCUCUCUCGAUCCAAAAUCAACAAUAAUCAAAACUUUUAAAACACUUGAGAAUGACUAAAAUCUUUUAAGCACUUUAUUGUUUAUAUUCUCACACCCAGUGAUGUUUGCAGCUGUUCGGGGGUCAAACCUACGAUUGAUAUCUCGAAGUUACGAGCCAGAAUGGUGGCAAAGUUGACUCUCUUAUAGAAAGAAUAAUAAAGUUUCUACUCCACAGAAGUUUAAAGGUGGGGAAGGCAGGAAUCAGUUGUUGUUUAAAUACAAAAAAGCUUUUAAUAUCAGUCAAUAGGUAUUAGUUAUUGAUGAUAUAUGGUAAUAUCACAAUAUCACUGUGUUCUCUUAUUCCUGUGUAGUCAACAUUUUGGAGGCUGUCCGGGCUUGUCCGGCUCCGUCCGGCGAAGUUUAUAAAAUCCUUAAAAAUGUCCGCGGCUUUGUAUGUAAGUUUUGCUUUUGUGUCACAUGGAUGUAGUGAGUUAGAAGCACGUAAAGGACACUCGAUCUGACCCGAAAAACUCUUAAAAUUAACUUUGUGCGACUCUGUGACUCCGCCCCCGCGUAGUCGUGUCCUCUUUUUGGGAAGUCAGAAUAUGGUCACCCUAGUCAAACGGUUCUGCUGUAGCGUGUUGUAGCGCCGCUAAACUGUCCUCCCUCGGGUCCUGGACUAUGUCACUUUAUCCUAGUUGUAGAAGUCCUGCAAAUAUUGUGUUUGCUGGUAGUCUGUUGGCAUCUACAGUAGCACCAAUGCUUUUUACUUUCACGUUGACUGGGCGUAAAAGUAUUUAUCUGCAUUAUAUCUGAAUUUAAUUGAAACGAUACAAGCAAGCAGAAGCGUCUGUUUGUGGGCGGGGCUUGCUGGAGCAGAGAGGGAAAACUGGUUGGGAUGGCUAGAGUUUACAUUCAAGAUUUCUCCCAAAAACCAGCACUUCCUCAGAUCCUGACUACACCACCUUUAGGUACAUGCAAAACUUUAUAUUCGGCUUGUGUUCACACUCACUUUAAUUACAACUACCUGAUACACCAGAGGCGGCGUGUUAAACUCUGUUUAAACCCUGAGAGAGAUUGCAGCUGAAGCAGUGACCUUGGGUUUAAAUAAAACUUUGGUCAGCCUUUUGUUUGUGCUCUAAAAAUCAACUGUCCGGAGAGUGGCUGCUUGUGGAGCUGUUUUAAGGCAAAGAAGCUAGCCUCUCAUUACCCAGAAGCAGUGGGGGAUUUUCCCAGAAAUAACUACACAAUGGGUCUGAGAACUUUCCAGCGACAGAAACGGGAACAAUAACGUGAGUUUGGAGAAGAAAAACGUGUGUUUUGGCUCUCAGUCCAGUUACAGUGAAGCAGUAAUUGAGUUUGGGUUGAGCGCAUCAUUAGACUCAGACACUGCUGUCUGUCCAGUGGACCGUUCGUGGUGUCACAUGUAAGAAGAGCCGCCAUUAAUUGUCCUAAUUGAGUGUCAUAAUCAUGUUUCCAUUCAGACCGCGUUACAUAACUGCUGGGUGUUUGAUCAACAACUUGCAGUUAUUUAUAAACUUAUUGUGCAUGAAUUAGCGGUCUUCUAUUUAAGGGCGGUGUUACGCAAUAAAGAGAUCAGCUGUUUUACACACAAAGCUGUGAAUGUCUCAGCUGAGAGGGUUUUUCUGCAGCCGCUGCCCAGACUGGAGUCCCUCUUUGAUCUGGUUUGUAAAUGACGGGGUGAACGCUGUUUGGUUGCAGAGUUGGUGCAAACACGGGUCACGCUCCUGCCCUGGUGUGUUAGAGGGGGAAUGUGGGAAUCAGAUACCUGAUGUGGUUUUUACACAGCCUCUGAUAUCCCCUCACGGUGUUAGAGGUAGAGGCUGUCACAGAGGGAGGAUGUGGGCUGCACCGAGUUGUUUGGAGAGCGGUUUCCUGAGGAGAGGAGGAGAACUGAAGGAGCCUGGACAGAGAGGAGGAGGAGGGGGAAGUACUUAACCUAGUCUCUAUUUCACACUCACUUCCUCCUCAGCUCCUUGUACUCGCUUACCACCUUCGAUCGAGCCAGAUGCUCCGGCUCUUUUGUUAUGACCACUCCUCUUUUACGCAAAUCCACUGACACAAUCUCACAGAUCUGCUCAGGAACUGAGGCCAGUCUGGAGGAAAUGCCUGCGUCCCCUCAUGUCUCCACAUGCCUCCUUCUGUGAUCCUAAGGAAUGAUUUCUGGUCUGACCUCUCGUGAGGCCCUGGUGCCGCAGAAGUAUUUCAGUUCCAAUAUCUCAGCUUCCCCCAGUUCCUGUUUCCUUAAAGUCACGGUUGACGAUCUGAGACGCAGUUGAUAAAAACUGAGCUAUUGAGGCAGAUUUGAAAAAAGCGUCCCACCCCACCACACACAAACCUCUUCCUUCUGUGCUCCACAGUAACUCCCCCCCGAACCUGUAUCGCCCUCUCCACGACACGCCCCCUCUGGCAGAGCAAGAAGCGGGCUGGCAGAAGAUCCUACGCUAGCUUCAAAUAAGAUUCACCGCGUCAGAAAACUCUGCUUUCUCUGAAUUUUCUCCACCGCUGGAAGGAUGACCCGAUGUUUAUUCAAGUUAGAUUCCUCGCUUGGUCACAUUUCCUCUUCGACUCCGCCCUCUCUUCUGUCCCUCUCCAUCACAGCUCCUGUAGCUAAGCUGCUAAGCUACUUUUAGCCGCUCAGAGCUCCGAGGAGGACCGGGAGAGUGGGAGGGGACGAGUCAGAACUACGGGAGAGGGGUGUGUCGAAUACAGCGAGGUGAUUGGAUGGAGAGGCGGAGCAGGAGAUUGACCAAUAGGAUCUGUCCGGGAUGCAAAUUUUUUUUUGUGAGAUGGUAGGGGAAGGUCCCGCCCUCCUUCACCUCUGAUUGGCUAGAAGUGCUGGGCUCCGAUUGGUCAUUCCCUAUGGCUGUGAAACGUCAUCGUCUAUUGGGUUAGGGUUAGGAGAUUCAGAAGUGCGAUAAUGUUUUGUAAUGUUCUGCUCGAUGUACAGAGCCGACAGCCCGCGUUUCGCUUGAGCGUGUGAUGACGUUUCCAGCUUUUCUAGCCAAUCAGAGGCGAAGGAGGCGGGACUUUCCCCUACCAUCCCACAAAAAAGAAAUAUCGCGUCCGGGACGGAUGGCUCCCAUUGGUCAAUAUUUUUGCAGCCCUGCACCUGCUGGGGUGAACGGAGUUUUUCCUUUCUUUUUUCUCUUCACUUUGUGGAGAUCGCACUUUAGGACCAUGAUCACCAUAGAAACGAAGUUUAUAAUAAUUACCAAUCUCUCCAAUCAUCAACCAUACCUUUAACUCAAAGCCUUAAUACUUUGUGUUUUAUGUCCUAGGGUCAAACUCAGGUAUGGUGCUGGUCCUGGAUCACCUGGUGAAGGAUGACAGCCCUGUACCUCUGCUGAUCCAGCCUCAGAGGGAAGCGAUGGCCACCGAGCCAGACCUGGUUCUGUCUCAUCGUCAGAGAUCAGAUUCUUCAGCAUCAGAUCGCAGCGCCACCUCAGUGCUCUCCAGGUCUAACCUGGAUCCUGUGGUGUCAGAGAAGAGUGUGAGCUCGACCCACAGAGCUCGGCUGGACUCUGGAGCCUCAGACCGGAGCCAGAGUCCCUUCCAGCGUGGUCGGCUGGAUUCUGGGGCGUCAGAGAGAAGUGUCGGCUCCUUGUCCCACGUUAGACAGAGACUGGGCUCGGAUGUCUCCGAUUCUGGUGUCAGAUCUCGAAGGGGCUCAGGGAGUUCAGAUGUCUCUGGUCUGUUGACGAGGAAACGGACAGACUCAGGGACGUCUGAGCACAGCGUGAGUAUGUCCUCUGAGGACAGGGGUCCAGCGGAGGAGGUGGAGGUCGCCACAAGUGGUUCAAAUUACAGCACAGAUUCAGAAACUGAGGGCAGGAGCACCAUCAAGACUCAGUCAAACCAGGAUCACCACAUCGAAGACCAGGAGCAGCCUGAUGGGGCGGUUUUAUCUCGAAGAGAUCCAGUGAAUGGUCUGCUCAACGGCAGUGCCAAAGGAAAAACUGACCCCAUCAAACAGAAGGUAGAAAACCCAGAAUCCAAACACUCAGUAUGUUUGUUUUAUCUGAACCUUCUGUGUCUCAGCACAGUCUGGUCCAGCGAGUAGGGGGUGUCUGCAGAGCCAGAGAGCCCAGCAGAUCCACAACCCUCUUUGCGCCCCUGCUGGAUGGAGUAGCUCAUUGCAUGACAGAUCCACAAACUGAAACACGUGACCGUCCCUUCUUGCUGCUUCUUUCUUGAAAGUUAUCAGCUCGAAUGGAGCGACAUUCUGAUCGAGUACUAAACUUGAAUCACAUCAUUUUUUAGUCAUCAAUAAAACUGUCGUCUUGAAUUUGACGGAGAAAUAAGUGUCAAUGUGACAGGCUCCGUUUAUGACAUUUUCCCUGAUAGUCCUAAAUGAACAUUGAAUCUCAUUAGCUUGUCGGAAGUUGGAAAUGUACCAUUCGACUCGUAGGCUAUUAGCAUCGUAGUGAAUGAAACAUAAGUGCGAUGACUUAUAAUGUGCAUGAGGUUGCACAUGAAAAUAUACGAGAAAAACACACAAAAUAUAACAAUCAUACAACUCUGUAGACACAUACUUUUGCAUUCAGGGGGUCAAAAUCAUCGCUAAGGAAUGAGUAGUAUAAAAGCGAGGCCAAUCCCUAUGAUGUUGGGUUAGAUAUUUUGGUAGAAUAAACCCAAAAUACUAUAGGUAGGCAGAAAAUACAUGAAUAGAUGAUUAUAAGUAAAAAAUUGUAAAAUUAAUAAAAUCUAGAUUGAUAUCUUAAUAUGUGACUUUGGGCACUUUUUUAUUUUUAAAAUAAAUUUAAAAUCCUUGAAAGGAAGUGGGCAGAGUCCCAAGAACUGAACACUUUCUUCACAAAUUUCAAAGACUUUUUAUUUUGAUUUGAUAAUAAUAUGUGACUGCGAUCACUUAUUUAUUCAUUAACUUGUUUAUUAAAUUCAAUUUCUGGGCACAAAAACAGAUGGUUAAAAAGAGGGUUGUGGAUCUGUCAUGCAGUGACCUACUCUGUCCAGCAGGGGCGCAAAGAAGGUUGUGCAUCUUCUGGGCUCUCUGGUUCUGCAGACAUCUAAUAUUGACCUGAUUAACAUCUGCUACACAUCUUGCUAAUCAUAACUGCACCACUAGAGUGGGGUGUCGAGCUGAACACGUCCAGGACCAGUCCUCACUCCUCUUUCCUCUCUUUCCUUUCCUCUUUCCUCUCUCUUCAUUCUUUAAAGACACCCGGCUCACAUCAGCGCUCAUAAAGACACCGUGCCGAGCUCCUGUUAGCUGUUGUUUAUCUGCAGUUACUGGGCUACCCGAACAAACCGUACACCUGAGAGUCUCUGCUUCACCUCAGCAGAGUGUCAGCCUCACCUGCUGUCAGAGGGGAGUACACAGGAUUAUGGGCCAGAGGUUCUGUAUCCCCUCAUCUCAGAGUGCAGGGAUCACACAGAGCUGAGGUUUCUGCACAAAGUGUUCGCUAAUAAGCAACAUUUCCCAUCUUAGGGACUCAGGUCUGGGUGACGCCAUCAUGUCGCUCUUCUUAAUGUGUUUACCUAAGGCCGGUCCCGGACUCCUUUUUAUUGUUCCCUGCGAGAUAGGCCGAUGCUCAGUCUCCUGAGAGUAAUGUAAACACUUGGGGCCCGUCAUGGCCCCCUCUGCCAAAAAAAGAACAGAGGCCCACCGCUCACUCCAAACACAAAUGUUACAUAAUGAAAACACCACCAGUCGAUCCUCCUUUUAGCACUGUGUAAAUCUGUGUGUGUAGUGUCACUCCAGACAUGCUGUAUUUGUACACUGUGGCCCCUCAUGGUUGUGCUUGUGUUCCUCAGACUCGGUGCAUGUGACUUUUUUUGAUACAAUUCUGUUUGUCAUGUGACUUUUAUGUUUUGUUUCUUUUUAGAUAACAAGUGACAGAGAUGUGCCGCUCAGUCAUGGCAAAGCAAAGGACUCUGGUAAGACACUGGUUAAUGCUUAAUAAACUGAUAUUUCAUACAGUUCAUAUUCAAUAAAGUGCAUCUACCAUAUCUACAUACCUGUACAUAGGGCUGGGCGAUAUCGGAAAAAGUUUAUUGCGAUAUAUAUUUUUUCAUAUCAGUCGAUAUCGAUAUAUAUCACGAUAUAAAAAAUGAAAUUUAACAGUGCUUAGUGGUAGCAUGUCUUUUGCAAUACAAUAAGCUACUGUUAUGUUAUGGUUGUGUGUAGCUGCUAUCUCCUACUACGCUGCUGUUUGCUACUUGGUUCUAAUUCAGCACAUGAUUGGUUCAGCACGAAGCAGACCAGGAGCAACUCCUCUUUUCAUUGGCUAUUCAUAUAGUCCACCAAAACAUGGCAGAAUACAUCUUAAAUAUGUUAUUGACUGCAGCCUUUAAGUCUAUAAUCAUCAGAUGGUUGAAACCAGAACCCCUCUCGUACAAUAUCUGGAUUCAGAAAGUCUGGGAUAUUUAUCAAAUGGAGCAGAUCACAGUUUCAAAAUACCGUCAGAAUUUGUGCCUAUAAAUUAGGGGUGGGAGAAAAAAUCAAUACACAGAAGUAUCUCGAUUUUUUGUUUUACAAUUUUUAAAUCGAUUUUAUGUUCAAAAAUCAGUUUUUUGUUUUUUUUCAAAUUUAAGAAUAAAUCUUAAAAACUGACUUACAUGUGAUGUGUAUUUUUUGGGGAAAUAUGGUUUCUGGAAUAGUCAGUAGACAAUCAUAAUCAUUCAGCUGUUUCACUGGUGUUAAAAUUGCAGACUAAAUAUCGAGAAAAUCAACAGUGUUUAUAGAAUCGCUAUUCAAAUCGAAUCAGUAUCCAAAAAAAUCGUAGAAGAAUCAAAUCGGGACAUUGUUUAUUUGCAAUGAUUUCUAUUAUUACUCUCUUUGUUUUUAUCCUACAUUAUUUGUGGAUGUUUGUAAAAAUACACAUGCAGCUGAAAAAGGGAAAAGAAAUGUAUUGAGAUGUCUACACAUUAUUGUUGUGGUUAAAAAUUUAAUAAAAAUUAAGUUCAGAAAACAUGGCAGAAAUGCAUAUUGACCAUGUUUUAUAUAAUUAAUUUUGAUAUAUAUCAUUAUCGUUUUAUCGCCCAGCCCUAGGAUCUACCAAAUCUACAUACCUGUACCUUAGGAUUGUAGCAUUUCGCUCAGCUAAUGGACUGUUUAUUACCGUCAUGUUGAUCAUGAGAACUUGAGAGUGUGUGAUAAUGUAACAGACGGUUUAUAGACUAUAUGACUCCAGUAUAAGGAGGCCUUACUGUGACCAUGUAGGGCGUCUUAUAGGAGAAGACAUUUUCCCUCUUUGUACCAGACUGCUCUUUACUGUGUCCACUGUACUAUAAACUGUGGUUUUCCUUUAAAGCAGCACAUCUCUUUUUCCUUUGUUAGGAUGACCUCAGAGAAUAUCUUCUCCUCUAAUCACUAAUGCUUUUUCCAUCAGAGGGUCGGUGCCAAAUUCAUGAGCUUUGUACACAUUAUCUGACAGUAUUAAGGAUCAGAGAGUGAAAGAAUAUCCAUGAGUGGAUGAAACAUGUCCUGAAAAGUCCAUAAACUAGGAACUGAGAGAAGGUAAAACGGGGGAGGUUAAGUCAAGCAAAAUAAAGGGGCUGGAACAAAACCUGGUGAGGAGAGGGAAAGAGGAAUGGGAUUUGAGGGGGGGCUUGUGAUGCGGAGGAGGAGAAGAUGAAAACAAGGCUGUAGUAGUAGUAGUAGAUAAGGGUUCAGGCACUUUUUAACUUAAUACUCCUGCAUUAUUUCUUCACAGCGCCUGAGAAAAAGGAUGUUGUAUUGGAGCAAUUCAACCGCACCAACUCUGUCCGUGACCGAAUGCGAAAGUUCACAGAGCCCAGCCACAGCGCGAACGUCCCAGCUCUGAAGAAAACUCCUCAGAGAACGACCUCCAGCAGCAGCAGCAGCGUGAAUCUCUCCAAAGCUUCAGAGAUGUUUACACAGACACCAGCAGCAUCCCUAAGCACAUCUGGAGCCGGGCCAGCAAGGCCACAUGUGGACUCCACGUCACACACCUCUGCUGCAUCUCAGAGUCAGACCACGCCUCAGCCGAGAGCUGUCACUAACAAACCUCUGUCUGCAACCAGCCAAUGGCAGAACUCCGUGGGUGGGACGAAGCAUGCGGCUGAAAAAGAUGUGAACGCCUCCGGCAACUCAAAGGAAGACAGGACCCCAGGGAGAGCAGCUGGACAGCAGGUCACCCAGGGAGAGGCAGACCCGGACAUGAAGACUUUCCUCACCAUCGAGAUCAAGGAUGGGCGCACCACCGCCUCCUCGACGUCCACGCCGAGGGGCAACAUCGUACCCAUCUCCACCAUGACCCCACGCAUCAACAGUAACAUCCUGGGACAGAGACAAGGUAGGACCACGAACCCAAGAAUAACUCCUAGAGAACAGACCUCGGUAAACAUGUUUAGUAGGUUUGAAUCUUCACUCGCUAAGAACGUCACUUAGAUCACAAUGGAAUCCCAGUCACUGUGGGACGUGACCGGCACCAAGGAAUCGGUCACAAGUGGGAUGAUGAGAAGAGGUUUUGUGAAGCUAAACAAGCAAAGCUCAAACAUGGAUGAGUGGGGAUAGAUGCUGCGGCUCAAUGAAAACGCACGGUUGUACUGAAGAGUGUUUGUUAUGAAGUGGGCAUCGCUGCAGUGAAGAGGGAGUGAGGUCAGUAUCGAGUGCGAGAGUGUGUCGAGUCAAAGGAAACAACAAGUGGCUGUCUCAGAGAGGCUGAAUAAUCACUCAGCUGCACAGUGCAGGGGUUUGUUUCUUACAUGCUGUAGAUAUCGUCUGCACGUCCUCUCCAGCUCAACAAGCUUCUACCUCCUUCAGUCACGUGCAUUUAUAUAUCUGUGUACUCCGCACUUCUCCUGAUGACAGAUCAGAAACAUGACUGAAAAAAAGCAGGGGUCGAGUGAUAAGAAGAAGAUUCAUUCAUUAAGAAGGUAUUUUUAGGCAUUUUCUGUCUUUAUAGUCGAAUACAGUAGGAAAAUAAUGGGUAAUAGGUAACUGGAAUGAUAUUAAACAGACAAACCAAUACUGAAAUUUAAAUACGUUAACAAUAUUUAACUUUAAUAGAGUUUAAAAACAAUUAUUCUUUGCAGCUGCAGAAGGAAAUGCUUCACCAAAACAUGGAUCUUCCUAGAAAUGGAGUAAAAAUGCAUCACCUUUAUGAAGUUAUGAAAAUAUGUCACUUCACGAUAAAAAACCUACUUAAAUAUAUGGAUUUUCCAGGAUGUUUGAGUCACAGCAAGUGUUUUAAGGGGAGUACUUGGCAGGUACAAGUGUGUUUGAAGUUUAAUGAUUAAUUGGUUCUUUAAGCCGAGCAGUAGUCUCUUAAAAACACCGUGUUCCUGUUGCACAGCACAAACAGGACCAGCAGGGAUUCAUUAAUUAGAGAAGAAGAAGAAGAAGGAAUCCCUGAACUGUAUGAAUCUCUGUCGGGUUCAGAGGCAGACCUACAUCAGCUGCAGUUACAGUCUGACAAAACAUGUUGAGUUGAGUUUCAGCUCUUUCCCAGCAGUCCAGGACCUCCAACCCAAACAGUUUAUUCCAAACCGGAGAUGAACCUUUGCGAUUACUCUCGGCUCACGAGGAUCUCAUGUUAUGGCUCUCCUUCGUGAGGGUCCCACCGUUUGUUUUGGGUUUAAUUUGUAUUAAAAGUUUUCUGCUCCUUUUUGGGACUUGCCUGUCUCUUGCUGAUUUAACACAGCCUGAGGUUUUGUCUCCGAUUACUCACUAAAAGCACUUACAGAGGGUCUUAAAUGUACCCAGUGCUGCGCUGGUGUGCAUCAGUCCUGUUUUUUAUGGCACAUGGGGGUUCGUACGCGCACGCUCUCGCAGGAGAGGAGAGCUGUUUAAGUGAAAGGUGUCGUAAAAUACAUUUCUGCUCUCUCCUCUCAUUAGACGCCGGUGCAUGUUGUUUAUGAAACAAUGGCAGCUUAUGUAACUGACGGAUGGUUACCACCAACAUGGAGCGAGACUGUACACACAUUUGACCUUUAACACGUGUAAAUAAUGCAGAGCUUGUUCAUUAUCAACCCCCUCACUGUGGUCUGUAUAUUUCUGAUUCUGUGUGUUUCAGAGUUGACCCUCGGCCUCAGAGCGACGCCUUUCAGGAUCUCCUCAUCCAGCAUCUCCUCUGGAACCCCCAUCAAGGUACAAUCAAGAUUCAUUUACGAUGCUUUUAUACCAAUUAAUCUGCACACAACCACUCCAGAAGCACAUCUCCAUCUCCAUCUCCAGCAAAGAUCUUAAUCUUACUUUCAUCCACCAUUUCAUGCCUCCUUUAUUCACUUGGAUGUCUCUACUGCAUCCCUGUAGCAGCAAUCACCUAUAAAGGCCUGAGAGGGGAACGAGCCGGGACAUUAAAAGACAGACAGAGUGUGAGAAAAGCCCGGGGAGGAGGGAAGAACAGUGUUUAUCAAACACAGAACGGGUAGCCAGUCACAUCUGUCCUUGUAGGGUAUGUGAGGAGAGAGAGAGGGAUGGGAGGUGCUCUGGGCAUUCCUGCUUUUCUCUUGGCAGGCCAUGCCCACUGAGAUUUAUCCGGGAACAGUUUCCUAAAUCACACCUGUCUGUCUUCAUGCACAUAAUUACUGUCCAGCUAAAUUAAAGAACCUGUUGAAACAAGUGUCUCCUGACGGGGUGGGAAAUGUAACGUGAGCACAAACAGUUCCUCUAAUAGAGUGACUCUUGGGCUUUAGCAAUUACUGCGAAACUCGCACUGGCGUUGUGUUUUCAUCUCCCGGCUCCUUGAAUGAAUGGAGAGGUUUGGAGAACAAGGAGAGAAGUGUCCUGUUUAUUCUUCAGAGGCUGUGUGUAUUACAGCUCCUUGUGUGGAGCGCAGCGGUAAUCCCUGUAAUGGGAUCACAGAGCUGGUUAAUGAAAGCGGGGUGAAGACUCGAUCUGCAUGGCUGCUGGGUGGAUUUAAGGUGUUUGGGUGAGAUGUCUUUAUCAGUUAGGCUGAGACUUUCCUGGAGAAAAUAGAUCAUGUUGUUAGAAGUCAAAGAUUCUCUCUGCAUUACCUCUCGCAACCUUUAAAUGAAGUCAUACAGGUAAUGUACUCGUAAGUUAUCAAAUAUGUCUGAAUCUGACGUAUUUAUUUUAUUUUCAUUACACCCUGUGUACACCAGCCAGCAUAUCACACAAAUAUAAACACAUGAAGCAGUACACUACCAAACUCCCACCCAAAGUCCCUCCAGCAUACACCAAAACUUCCUUUGAAAAAUACACAAUGGUUUUACGACAAAUCCAUGAUAGAAAAAGAAAGUAAAUAAUCGAAAUUCAUAACCCAACAGUCAACUAAAAUAGAACAGAAUAAACUGAAAACAGACAAAAAACACACGAGUUCAGCGACAACAUUUUAAACAAAAUCAUAGGUAUAAUUUCAUACAUGUUAUUUCCUUUCAGUAUGUCCCUUAGUGACGUCUACGUACAUUUUCUAAACAUGUUACUAAAGGGAGGCAAAUCUUGAAAAAUAUAGCCUCUAUUAAACUUUUCUAAAGUCAGUCUCUCUAAGGGUAGGACUCUGAAAUCUGCUUAGGAAAUAUAGUAGAAGUCUGGGGGGGAAUUCAUUUUUCCAAAAUAAAAGAAUACACUUCUUGGAAAAAUAUGAUAUUAUUAUAAAUAAUCUGCAUUUUUUUCUUAUCAAACUGAAAAACUGGAUUGUUAUUUAAUAAAUACACACUGAGUGUUUGAUCAAAUUCUGUUUUUAAAACUUUUUUUGUGAAAUAAUGAACACAUUGCUGAAAUAGGUGCAUAAAUGAUUCUUCCUUAAAUUUACAUCUUGGGCAGUUUGGUGAGAUAUCUCUAAAUAUUUUAUGAAUAUGACGUAUUUUAAAGUACAGUGCAACCUAAUAUAGAUGCACAACAAAAUAAGCUCCUUGUUUUUGUGAAUUUCGUCUUUUCUUGGACUUCUCAUCGUUUCCUGCAGCAACAGAAGAGCACAGUUUGCAUUACUGACAGCUUCAUGUGUUACUCACCAAUUAUCAGUUUAUCCUUUAACGGCCUCGGCCCUGAUCACUCUUUUGUCAGUCAUAGUUUUUGGGGAUCAGCGUUGAUCCGCCUGCAUUAACUCUGUCUGUCUGCAUCCUCAUUGUAUAGGCUCAGCAUGAAUGCCUCCUCUGAUGAACGGCUGUUUCAACACUCAGCCGAGCUCAUGUAACACCUUCCUCUGCCGGAUCUGAUCGAGUUUGACAAAACAAUCACUUAGCCUGAGUGACUUGACAAAUGAGAUUGUAAAAACAACAGCAGACACCGUUAGUUAGUUAGCGUCAACCUCGGGGGGGGAUGGGGAGACAGCUUGGUUUCCUUCAGCCUGAUCCAGAGACCACCUGUUCUUACUUUCCACGGUUAAGUCAAAGUUCAAGGUUGUGUGAGAGGAAGGAUUCGUUUCAAAGUAGCUUAUUCAAGUUCCCUUUGCACAGCAGUGUAUAUAUUCUUUAGUGUAAGAGGAGGAAAUAUGCUGCAGUGUAACAUGAGUUUUAAUAAGCCCUGUUUGGUGUUGUUAAAAGAUGUUUAUUGACCACAGUGGUUCCUGUCUGGGACUCUGAUCCGUUUGGGUGGUCUGGGUUUCUCUUUGGUGGUCUCACUUAAGUACUUAAAACCUCCAUUAUUUCCUCGUGCAGUGUUUUUUUUUUAAUCCAAUAAUAAAAUGAGCAGCCGUUUAGUAUCAACUCAUGCUGUAUAUUGUGUGAAGUACGAUCUAUUCAAGGCUGCACAGACAGAAACAAUCAACAUGAAACGAACAAUGGAGUGAAGGAGACUGAGCCUUUUGUUAUUCAUCAGAAAAGCCCGACGAAGUUUACGGCGAGGUCAGGAUGCUUGAAGGGUUUCAGUGCAGCUAUGAGAGUUAUAUCAGACAGGUGAGACUGCAGCUGAUUAUUGAUGCCCUCAGUGGCUGUCAGUGAUCACAGCUGCUCCUGCUCGUCUCAGCUGUACGCUCAGACUGAACGCAGCGCUCGGCCUUGAACACAAGCAUCAAUAACGCCUCAGCUUUAUUACCCAGGUGAUGACAGGACAGCCACUCUCUUUCCUCUGGUCGUAGAGAUUACUGCAGCGCGAGCACACAGAGCACACAGGCCCACUGUCAGUGACAGAUUAUCUCACUGUCACAUAGAGAUGCAUGAGGACCCCAUUGUUCACAUACUGCUGAUCCAGGACACACGCUGCUUGGCCAACAACAUCACAUGUGACACAGAAUCAAACCUGAAGGUGUGAGAGGAAACAUAUAAAAGUUUGGAUUUCUUUUAGAGAAGUUAACUUUACUCCCAGGCCGAUUCCUCUUCAUGCAGAAACCAAUGUACUUCUUUAACUUUAAAACUAAUUUAACCUUACUGCGUUUUUUAAUAACGCUUCAGGGGGUUAAAGAGGAAUAAUGAUAGGAUUAGUGUUACUAGAUCGGCUUCGGCCAAGAUUAUCAACAACACAGCUGUAUAUUCAGAAGAUCAGAAUCAGAAUGAAUCAGAUCAGAACGCCCUUUAUUGUCAUUAUACUGGAGUAACAUGAGAUUGGAAAUUCCAUUUCCAGUUCAAUGGAAGUAAAAAUAGAAGAAGAGAGAAACAGAAACAGAAUUAAAAGACACAAUAAAAAUAGGUAAAAAAAUAUAUAUACAGGUUAAAAAUUCUUUAGUGCAAUGCAAACAGUGCAAUAGGAAGGUAAAUAAAUAUGAAGAAUACAUGUUAGAAUAGAAUAAUAUUCCUUUAUGCAUGUAGUUUUUAGGACUUUCAGUCAUCAUGUCCUGUAUCUUCUUCACUUUGCUGUAUGCAAAGGGCCAUGUUAAGGAUUCUACUCUGUUUUGAUUCAAUAACAACAAACUUUACUGCCCAGUGUCUUUAUUCCCCCUCUCCUAAAAACCAGAAUUUACUCACUUGUAAAUCUGAGAGGAGACUAACUUUGCCCUUUGUCAAACUGUUCUCCUAUAAACUCCAGCGCUCUAUUUAUAUGAAAAUAGACUCUGGUUGCAUGUUCAUGACAUUCAGUUUCAAGGUAGACAUGUUGGCAGUGCUGUUUUCUGCUGUGCUUGUACUUUUGGGAAUCAGUGUAAUGCCUGUGAUAUAUUUACAUGUCACUGCUUUUAACGGCUUUAUUAAGCUGUAUCAUGUCUGCCCUCAUGCCAGGUCUUUAUUCGCAGAAACAGCAUGUACAGUAUAAUUGGAUUUCUAUGCAUAGAGUGCUGUAUGCACAUUAGUCUCUCAGUAGGCAAUGUAAAAGGCAUGUCAAAGAUCUGCAUGAGCCUUUUACAGUAUAGACAAGGAACACACAGAUCUCUGUCAGCAGAAGAUCUGUAUUUCUGUGAUCUCUCUACCAAACAACAUAACCCAGAGUUGGAGAAAACUUGGCCUGAUCUUAUUGUCAUCAUCAUGAUUCAGUUUUCUCAGUUUUGGCCCCCUACACUUUGUUCCUCAUGAACCCAGUCCUUCCUCUGGAGGUCUUCCCUGACUCACGGUCAUGCAACACGGCUGACCCGAGGAGCUGGAUGAAUUUUGUCCAAUUGAAGAUGAUUGACAUUGCAGCAUAUAACUACUCGACUCAGGCCUAGAGCCACAUCUAAACCCUCCCCGCCUGCCAAGGGAGGUGUGAAGGACAAGCCCUCCAAAUGAAAGGAAAGUUGAUAGAGGGGGGGGGGUGAGCUUUCUACAUUUUUGCCGCUGCCUUUCCCCCUCUGGCGUCCACCAGUGCCCCAGGACUGACAGGAUCAGUGGAAUAAUGGUGGGGCAGGAGAUAAAUUGGCAUGUCCACGGCACCUGGAAAAAAGGGGGUUGAGCCGCUGCUGCCUGGGAAACCAAAUUCCUUGUGUGCUGAUUGGCUGUGAGCAGGUCAGCCAGUAAAGACAGGGGUAUAAAGGGCGUGCAUUGUUUUGGGAGGCCGCUGUAGACAGACAGACGGCGAGAAUACUCUGUUACCCUCACAUCUGACUGCUGAUUAGAGAUCCUGACUUCUAUCUUCUGGACACAUCUGUGGAUUUACACCAACAGGACAUCAUUGUAAUCGUGAGCGCAGCAAGUCUGGCCAUGCCUGGAGUGAACCUGGAUUUCCUCCCAGCCUCCCAGGCUCCAGAAGCGUUAGGCAGCCCAGAUAGCACUUGUGCGGAGUCUGGCCUGGAGGAAGUGAUCGGUGAUCUACUUGCGCAAGAGGAAGAGGAAGAAGAAGACAAAGAGGAGCCGUUUUGUGAGAGGAAAUUUGAACAGACGUUACGGUGCGCAGUGGGGGAGAUCCACAGUGACCUGCAAGCCUUUGGUAAGCGGGUGGAUGCUCGUCUGGAAGAGGCAGCAGCUCAGGUGGUUCCUCUGGCUGAGGCUGUUGCCCGGCUGCAGGAGGACAACGUACAGCUUAGGAUUCAGCAAGAGAAGCUGAUAAGGCAAGUGGAGGCCUUGUGUCAGGUGAUAGGACUACCUGAUCUGUUAGCACAGGCAGCUGACAGCAAGGAAAGUUCACCUUUAAGUUCAUGUACCAAUGAAACGCCAAACAAUGAGCCUCCAGCUCCAUCCAGUGAUGUUGCAACGCCUCCCAGUGACCCCUGUACGCCUCAGGACGCUGCACUUGACACGCCUGAAGAUCCUUCAUGCUGCCCUCCUGAAGACCCUCCACCCUGUGAACCUAAGGACCCUCCACUGGAUGUAUCUAAGGAGUCUUUAUCAUGUCCCCAAGACUCAGAGUCUGUUUCCAAUGAAACAAACACUUUGAAGACUUCAGAGCCUUCACCGGUCCAACACCCUCCCACCUUUGCGACCCGCCGCUCCCUCUCUGCCCCCUCUCUUAUGGCAGACAUACUCUGCCCCGACAGCACGGUAAUAAUGUUUCUGAUCGUGUUGUCUUGAACUUCAGAUAAGCAGCUUGUAAAGCGGGUUUGUCUCCCUGAUUUGUAGGCCUGAUGUUCAUUUCUCCUACCGUGCCAUCGGCUCUAAUCCGUCACCCACUUCAUUUAAAAAAGCUUGGCCGUCUCAGCUGUCGGUCAGUUUUAACAGCUUGUGUUUAUACGGAGGACUCCAAUGCAAUCUGUCACAGUGGUAUCCUAACCCUCUAUCACCAUGUGUUUCCGAUCGUGUCCUGGCCAGCUCUCCUGUGUGUGUUUGCCUGUUUGCUGGCGAAUGCUCUUCUUAAGUGGAAACACUUCCUGGUAGAGGCUUAGCAGUGCAAUCCAACAAGACUGGAGACUCUUUCUAGUGGUUCACGGCCUUCAAAUCAUGUCUGUAUUGUUUCUGGUCGGAUAUGGAGCAUAAGUAUUUUUCAAAGAGGGGCACUAAAUUUAAAAAGUUGAGCUCGCCUGGCUUCAGGACAUGAAUAGGAUUUGACAUCUUACUUAUCCGUUAUGGAGAUGGAUGCUCACUUUCCUCAUAACAAAGCCCUGUGUGUGUUUGUGUGUGUUUGUGUGAGUGGACUGGUGACAUUUUGAGGGAUGCUGAGGGUUUGUAGAGUAAGCCGCAGUCAUUCAACAAGCCAAAGCGCGUAUUCUUGUCUAAUCUUGUGAAGACAGCUGGGUCUGCCAAUCACCUGUUCCAGUUAAAGGGGGAUUUUUCCCCUAAAUGUUUUCCCCCUCAGCAGAUGGAUCGCGAUAAUGACGGGUAACCUUAUCCGGCCUUUGUGCAAUAUCAGCCGCGUCCCCCAAUGUCAGCUGUUUGUGUUUCAGCUGGUAGAGAGGUGUAUUCUUCAUCCACAACAGCGAUUCACAAGAGUCGACUGAGGCUGACUCAAACAUGUGUGGAGCAGAAAGGUUAUCUGACACAUUUUUUCCACCCUUCAUGUCUCAGUUUGGCCGUUGUGUCCCAAAACAUUCCUCAUCGGUCAAGUCCUUCUCAGUUCGUUCUGUCCCAGGUCCAGAAAAGCCUCAGAAACCGGUGGUCACCCUUGAUCACUCAGCACUGUGGCUGUGCUCGAUGAGACCUGGCCCAGCUGGGGCCCGCUGGGAGGAGAGCUUGGUGGUGGAGGAUAGGAACAGAGCCAGCUGUCUGAGCUAUAUCUGUACCAGGACUCUGAAGCAUUAGUGAGAGCCCCCCUAGUCUGCCACAGGCACUCAGCCUCAGAUGAAAAUGUGAUCAGUGUUUUCUGUUGGAUUUAUACUUGCUAAGGAUAUACCGGUGAAAAGACAGUUUUGCCUUCACAAACUAUAAUGUUGAGUUAGUUCUCACGUGUAUUUAUGUUGCAUUUGAGUUAGAAGUCAGAUGUUGGAGCUGAAAAUGAUGUAACACCCGAGUUCCCAGCGUUUCAGUAACCAAGUUGGAAAAAAGCGAAAUCAGAGGCCUGAAACUAGAUGGCUACAUCUACGAAAGCUAUUUUAGUGGUUGCCUUAUAUUUGGACAAGAUGCAGCCAUCUUGUUUCCGCCUCUGAUAUAGCUUUUUUCCGACUUGGUAACUGAAACUUUGGUAACUCAGGUGCGACGUCAUUUUCAGCUCUGACAUCUAACUUCCAAGGUAACACGAAUGCAGCAUUAGAGCUGGGACAUUUGACAAAAAAAUAAAAAAAUAAUAUCAUGAUAUAUUUUGUAAUAUCGUCCGAUCUCGAUUAUUAUCACAAUUUUUUUUUUUAACUAAAAGAAACUAGACAUUAGUUUAACGUUUUGUUAACAUACAAAGCUAACUGAAUAAGAUAGACUUUAUAAAAACAUUUUAACUCAACAGUACAACAAAUGUAGAUAAAUACUAAAUAAUACAGUGAAUUAGUUUACAGUCCUGAUUGUUUUUACAGGUAUGCAAGACCCAAAAUAAACAAAUGGCCCCUUCAGAGAUAAUGAAGACGCCUUAAAAUGUAAACAUUAGAUGAUGUAAACGUAGAUGAUACGAUUGUUUGCUGCUUUGGUCUGGUGGCUGCACCGCUAGCUGUGGCUAAACUGCUAAUGCUACUUGUGCCGUUAGCACUAACAGGCUGUGCAGACUCCGCUCACAUUUUCAUGUUUCCCGCUUAAUCACUCGGGAAGUACUUAUUCAAAUGAUUUAACAGAUCCGCUGUAAUGCUGAUCUUUGAGGGCACCAGUCGCUGACAUACCUUACACAUUGGCUUAACUGCUAGACGUCACUUUGGAGAUACCAGAACCACCACCACAGAAUCGACGUUGAAUGGCUUUCCCCUCAACAAUGGCGUCUUUGGAGGAUGACUCAAAGUCAUGGCUGACAUCUGUUUUGCUGCCCUCAGCUCCGCGUGUAGCCCCAUGUUUGGUCAUUCUGUUUACUUCUCCUGUUUACGUCUCUGAUCGGCUGUUGUCACGCACAUUUCCGUUACGUUUGAUCGAACUGAAAUUUAUCACGAUCAUUAAAAGGGAUCUUAUAAUCGCCCAGUCCUGAUACUGUGUAUUAUUAUCAUCAUUAUUACGGUUUACUUACCAGAGAGAGUAGAUGUUUCUUUUUCCUCAGAGCUGACAUCUGCUAAUGCAUCGCUCUGGCGGUGGCGGUGUACCGUACCUGUCAAGUAAACAUUCGGAUCACAGCAGCUCUGUAUCAUUGAGACACUCAGGGCAUCAGUCACACUCUGUGGACUCUGCUAACAGUAACUUGGCAGAGUCGCUGUUGCUCACAUGUGCUCACUGUCACCCUCUCUGGCAUGGCUGAAGGCAGAGGAGAUGGAAGAAAUGAUGGGCUGUGGUGAGUGGGCAGGCUAAGAACAAAAAAGUGAUUAUUAGAGGGAGGCUGCACCACACACUCAUGCCUAUUAUGGCUACAGCCAGUUAAACAAAAUCCUUUCGUGCUUAUCGUGUCCUGGAUGUCAGCGAGCUUUACUUAUGUUUUCCUUUUUUAGGGUUUCAUUAGUGUAAAACUAAAAGCCUUCACCUCGGGUUGGGAGAUUCUUCUCCUGCAGGAGUUCUGAAAUGUCAAACAUAAAUCCAACCAAGGUCACAGAUUAAACAAAACAAAUCAAGACAACAUUUCCACUCCGAGCUUCAUAAACCUAACCAAGCAUGUGCUUUUGCAGUCUUUGUAAGUGCUUAUGCUUAUACCGUAUGUGUUUGUUUUAUGCAACUUUCACAGAUGGAGACGGAGCCAGUUGUGGCCUCUGUGCCGGUGUUUUCAGCUGGACCAUCCGUCACAGUGGCUUGUCAUGCCCCAGCUAUCCCCAACGGCUCCAGCAGCAUUCAGGCCAAACCUGACGAACGUUCUGGAAAACUUACUGCCGAACAGCUGGCUGCUGUGGAGGAUGAAGAGCUCCUCGAUAAAAUGGUACCCCCCAAACUCUGCAUACAUACAUACAACCAUGUCAACAGGUUUGUGAGGAAUGACAUCUUACAGUUUCUGUUUUUCUUUCACAGCUUGACGAGUCAAAAGACUUUGAGGAGAGGAAGAUGAUUCGUGCAGCCAUGAGGGACCUUCGCAAGAAAAAGAGAGGUAAUAACUUAAGAAAAACACUCCUCGAUCUGCGGCUCUAACCACAUGAGUUUGUCCUCCUCUUUUGUUCUUUUCCAUCCCUAAAUCAUAACAGGAAGAUGUGCUGUAUUGAAAUCAAACAUAUAACAGUUUUCUCUAGCCUGUACCGAACAUCAUUUCUGUCCGUUCUGCCCUCAGAGGCCAUGCUGGGAUGUACUCAAGAGGAAAUAGGUAGGGCAGGUUGGUGUGCCGUGUGAAUUUACGAGUGAUACUUGCCUGCGUUUGACUUUUUGUGUGCGCACCAUCCUGUCAUCGUCAGACCACGACAAUUUCUGAACAUCAAAUCUGCGUGGUGGAUGAUGGAGGAUGUGUGGAGGGUUUUUAUAAACAUGCAUGAAUCCUCGUUUUUUAACAUGCAAAGGAAACAUCUACUACCCUGAGUGACAGAAACUAAUAUAAAGACGUAUUGACUGAAAUACACGCUCAGGUAACUGCUGGAUAAAGAGGUGCAUUACCAAACUUUGCACUCUCAGGUGUGUGUGUUUGCUCUUCUUUAUCUGUGAUGUUUGUGCAUCAAAUACUACUCGACAGAUUUGGCUCUCCUGUGAGCGUUCCACCUGCAAGUGUCUGUGUGUUCAGAGGAAUUAAAUAGUGCCGUGGAAAGAAUCUUGAAAUGCAUCGUUUGAAAUUUGGAGGUCUGUUUUAAUCCAUCUCUGUGGCUGUCAGAUGAGCUGCUGUCAGAUUGUUUAGACCUCUCGCUCUUGUAUUAUUUUCCAUUGACAUCAUCUCCUCUCUUCUCCUUUUAUCCAACCCAGACCAGAGAGAAAAAGAGCGCGAGACCCGUCUGCAAGAGCUCCGCAACCAGAGAGACGAGCGAGCGCAGAAGAGUCGGGCCGGGGUCGGCGCAGGAGAGGUGGUGAUGAGGAAGGUGGAGAAGUCUGCAGAUGGCUCCAGUCUUAGUCAGGUCACUAAAACAGACCGCUUCGCCCAGUCAGGUAGUUAUUUCUCUUAUUUUUAUUCACAGUGACGGGAAAAGAGUACAAAAUCAGAUUUGUGUCAAAAAUAAUCAAACAAAAUAAGAAUUUGAGAGAGAAUAAAACUCACUGAAGCAGAAAAAAAGUCAUCUCAAAACUAAAAACUUGUAACUUGCAAACAAAGUAUUUGUGCAGUUGUGUAAACUUCUGCUCUUUUUCUUUUUGUCAUAUAACCUUUUGUUUACAGUUUCCUCUGUUUAUUUCUCGCUGACCAGAUUUUUGCUCUCGCUGCCCGUUUUACAGUCUCGCUGACAGCUCUCUCAUUUGCGCUCCCUGAGUUUUUGUUUUUGACAGAGACCUCUGAUAGAAUGUAGUAGGUUAUAUUUCUGUACAAAGUGAAUCCACGCUGUCAAAAUAUGAGCUGGCAGCAGUUUGUGACUCCAAAAAAUCUGAAUUGUAACCAGAGUUAUAACUGGAUGCAUUUUUCCCCAACAGCGGUUUUUCUGUCUGCUGAAAUAUGCAUCCACCUGUAAUACUGAUUCUUUGUAUAAUAAUAAGAUUGUAUUUUUGUUUGAUGUAGAAAAAGUUUUGUUUGAUUAUUUUUGACUCAAAUCUGAUUCCAUAAAAGAGCGAUCAAACUGUUGAGUGCUUGAAUAAACGAUAAUGUGCGUUUGUGUUCAGAUGAUGGGAGUCGAUCAUCACGCAGCACUGUUGUUGAGGCCAGUUAUGUGCAGAAAACAGACAGUAAGUCAAGAUUUCAUUUUCAUCUCUGGCCCCCUUUAUUGAUAUAUCGUACAUUAUUUGAUUCUCUGUUUGUGUGUUUGUUAUCUCAGGGGGGACAGUCCAGUCAAAGUCAUACAGCUUCACAUCCUCCACAUCAUCUUCGUCCUCCAAUACAAGUAAAAAAGUGGGCAGGUGAGUUGAAAUUCAACACAACAAAAGCUCAGAAUCCAUCCGCUUCAACAGCUAACUUUUAAUGGAUAUCUUUGUUCAGCGUGUUUGACCGAGAGGACGAUUCAUCAUCUCGUAGCGGAAGCAGCGGGUUGGCCGCCGUGGAGCGAAAGCAGGCAGAGAGGCGUAAGGAGCUUAUGCGGGCUCAGACUCUUCCGAAAACCUCCGCUAUGCAGGCCCGCAAAGCCAUGAUCGAGAAGCUGGAGAAGGAGGGAGGCGGGUGAGGAUAAACAGAGAGAUCUCGCUACCAAAGAAAGAGAAGGAGUCAGGUCUGAUUAUGUAAAUACCAACACCAACCUCACUUUUCUUUCAGCCCUGGAAAUCAAGCGGUCGCCAAGGUAAACAAAGUGCAGCGCUCCACCAGCUUUGGUGUUCCCAACGCUAACUCCAUCAAGCAGAUGCUUCUCGACUGGUGCCGCGCCAAGACUCGCUCAUAUGAGGUGAGCAAAACCAGCCCGCUGUGGACCGAGCGCUUAUCUCUUGAUUCAGAUGAUUAGAGCGAGAAAAGCUGAGACAUUAAUAUUCGACCUCAGGAAAGUUUCCAUCACGUCCCUCUCAACGACAGCCUCAUUUAUUCACUUUAUCUCCUCCUCAGCAUGUGGACAUCCAGAACUUUUCCUCCAGCUGGAGCAACGGCAUGGCUUUUUGUGCCCUGGUUCACAAUUUUUUCCCAGAAGCCUUUGACUACAGCAGCCUGAGCCCCAGCAACCGCAGGCAAAACUUUGAGGUGGCUUUCAGCACUGCCGAGUGAGUAAACAGAAAAGAAGCUGUCAUUUAACGUGGUAACGUGAGCACUAACGACAUUUAUUCCUUCAGUUUUCUGUUUGUUUGAAACUCGUGUGAAGUGAGAAUCUGUGAAACUCUGCAGUUAAACUGUGAAGAAAACCAGCAGGAGAAGAUUCAGCGGGUUUAACUUUCCUGUUCGGCUGAAGAUCGACAAUUUCUUCAACCUGAGGCGUUUGUGGAGUGAAAACACAAUGAAAGACAAACAAUCCAAGCCGCUCACAACUCAAAUCUACACUUCCUCUCUCUUUGCAUUUUACAGAUUUUUACACACUUCCUUCAUUCCUCUCCACUUCAAGCUUUAUUCCCCCACAUGAGUCUGAAACACAGAGACAAGCCAAAGCUCCUCAGCUGAUUCUCUGAGGGUUUACUAUUUCUGUUUUUCCCAGGUGUAUCGCGCCGACUCAAGGCUGAGCGAAGCCUUAUUACUGUUUCCACCUCUAAACCUCCACUCUCCGUCUGUUUCCUCCAUCAUGUGUAACUACUGUGACACCCUCCAUCCACUCUAAUCCAGAGAGCCAUGAGCAAACUGUCCCCAAACAGCCACCAGGUUAAAAAAAAAAACGAGAAUCCUUGGCUCCACCUCUCCUUUUUCUCUCUACUCUCUUUUUUUCUCGUCUGUUUCAUCUUUUUUCUCAUCACACACUUCACACUUUUUGAUGCUUCUCCACACCUUUCGUGUGUGCGUGUGUUCACAUACCCUCCAGUAGGAUGAUGUCUAUCGUACGGCACCAGACUGUCAUCGAACCACAGCCCCCGUCUUUCCACUUUUUGUGUUGCAUUUUCACUCACGCCCCCUCUUCAGUCACUCCCAGCGGUUUGUUAUCUGGAAUCCCCACACACACUCUCACACACACACACGUUACCCUGUGCACCGGUGUGUUAGUAGACUCACCAUAUGUAUGUAUCUUUAUUUAUUCUAGUCCUUGUUGUUUUUUUCACUGUGACUUGUUUUUCUGUCAGAACAAAGUAGCCGUGAGAUCGUCUUCAGUUUCUCUUAGUGCACCGAAAAAAACAACAACAAACAAAAAGGCUGAAUGAGCAUCAGCUGACGCUCAUUUGACGUUUUGUUUUGUUUAUGUAUUUGUGUGUCUGUCACAUGCUGAAUGUGUCGUGAUGUUCAUGAAGCAUGUCUACUCAUGGAUACAUUUGUCACCACAGAGAAUGUAAUGUUUUUGUUUCUCUUUAUGUCCUCUCUCUCUCUCUCUCUCUCUCUCUCUCUCUCUCUCUCUCUCUCUCUCGACCCUGAAUCUUUGACAUUUGGCUGCUCACGGCUUUAUCUGUUUUUUUGUCCCUCCUCCUUCCUCUCCUUCCACCUCUAUCUCUGUCCUCUCUUCAUUUCUCCCUGGUUUGUUCUGCUUUUCCUUCUUUCCUCUCUUCUUCCACAACCUCCCCCGCCUCCCUGCCGGGUGCGGGCGCACAGGAAAAUGGUGGACUGUCCUCAGUUGUUGGAUGUGGACGACAUGGUGAAGAUGCGCGAGCCGGAUUGGAAGUGUGUGUAUACGUACCUGCAGGAGUUCUACAGGGGUCUGGUGACCAAAGGCCUGGUUAAAACCAAAAACUCCUCCUAGAGUCCCCACCUUAUACUGAACCCAUGGUGAGAGGGGGGGCGCCAAAGAAGGAACGCCACAUUCUGGGGGGUGUAUAAGUGUGUGUAUCUACAGCUGAUUGAGUUAAUAUAUAAAAACAUAUAUUCAUGUUCAUCUGAAAUGACGAGGAUCCACAGAACCAAACAUGGUGUUUGUGUGUGUCCAUGUGUGUGUGUGUCCAUGUGUGUGUGUUUCGACAAAGCCAGAGUAUGGCUCAGGCAGAUAGCCAGGACCAUCCGCAGCAUAACGCUUUAAAAGGACCUGCUGCUCAGGGAUGUUUCAAACAGGAGAGCUGAGAAAGAAAACAGAGAGCAGAGCGGCGGUGUUGUCCAGCGACUUGAUCAAAUAGAAGUUUACAGGUGUUUAUACACUCGGUUUGAAAAGCUUUUUCAGAUACCCGAAUAGUUAAAUGCAGAGUGACUUGUGUCUGCAGUUCAUUAAAUUACACAACAGAUUAGAUGUAGUUUACAUUUGGGAUUAAACCUCACUCUGUUAAUGACGCUGUCUUUAAGAGUUUACUGUCUGUGCAGAUAAUGCCACCUUGUGGUUUAUUCUGAUUAUCAAACAUGAGAUUUUUAAACAGAUGGACUUCAUUUCAGUUAUUUAGAUCUCCGUUAGCUCUGGCUAAGGACAUUGCUAUUCUUCCUGGAGUCUACAUUUACAAUUAGCUCUUCAUCGCAGUGCAAAGACACAAAAAAAAAACCCAUCACGCCACAAACACAAAGACAACGUUGAUAACCACAACAACUCACAACAGCCUACAAGACAAAAGCAAAACAACAAAACUAGAAUAAUACAAACAACAUACACAUGUAACUGGACCUUAUUCAUUUAAAUAUUAACAUACAUUCGACAUAGUUGAAUUAAUUUACAGAAACAAUACCCAAUACUUAAGCAGACUUCAGAUAUUUCAGGUAAAUCAGACAAACACUGAUUGAUUCUACAAAGUAGCGUCAUCUAACUAAAGAGCUUUUUGACUAAUAAAUGUUCUUUUACUAGAUCUUUAAAUCUGUAUUUGUUGUGUUCUUGGAUAAUUUAAUAUCACCAUGGCCUUACACAGUACUGUACUUUCAUCUAGUUUGUUUUUACUUUGGGUAAGGUGACUUUAACCUCCGUAGCAUGUCUUAAAAGCUUAGUUUUUAAGUUUAUUCACAGAGAUCUUUAAAAGGUCUUUAAGUGGUUUAAGAAAGCUGGAGACAAAAAAGGGAUUAAGAAUAUAAAGGGAAAGUCGAGGUUUUCAGUGUGAAUGUGGGGCGGCAUUAGUGGUGAUUAUAGAUGAUUAAAUGUGAAACCAAAAAAAUAUCCUCCUCCUCCUCCUCUGUUUCUGUGGUUCUCUGGUCUUCUCCUCCCUCCCGUCUCUUCAUCCUCCUCUUCCUCACAAACUGUUUUCUCUCUUUUCCUCAGGACCUGUGUAAACUGCAUGCCUCUGCUGGAAGUGGAGGACAUGAUGAUCAUGGGAAACAAACCCGACUCCAAGUGUGUCUUCACCUACGUACAGUCUCUGGUUAAUCACCUGCGCAGAUACGAGAUGUCCAUGGGUCGGCCCUGUGACCUCUGACCUGUGAGCGUUUCACCUGUCCCCUCCAUCUCGCCAUCCUUACCUGAUGAUGCCCUGCUAAAGACAGGCUCUGUCACCGAGUCACACGUCUCUGACGGACCAUUCAAGACGAUGUUUGUGUGUGUUUGUGUGAGUUUGUUCAUUAUCUUUGUUGGCAGCGGUCGUGUGUAUUCAUUAUUUCAGUUCUUCACACAGGCAGUCCAGGGCGCCAAAGGUUUUUUUUAAAAGACAUCCCUCGAAGCUUUAAGAUUUUACUCUUUUUAUUGAAUUGUACUUAAACUCACUUUUAUAUCGGCUGAUAUUUAAAAUCCAGAGUCUGUGUCACAGCACUACUGUACAGAAAACACACCGAGAGAGGAAAGAGAAACUUUUUUGGUAUUACCCCCUUUAAGUUAUUUAAACUUUCACUUUUUCUCUGCUACUCUUUUUUAAUUAUUAUAAUUUUUCUAGUAUUACAGGCGGUAAAUGACCGAGAAAGAGCCUCACAACUCUGUGAUAGCAUCAUGUGGUUAUUCUGGUACUAUUUCUUUUUUUUACCAAACUUUAAGUAAGUUAUUAUUCUCAUGACGACGUUCUCUGUCAGAUUUUGAUAUUUAAUUCAUGAGCACAGGGAUGUUCUUUUCUUCACUCUUCAGAUGAAUGCAUUGUUGCAGUGAACUGCUGAGUUAUCUCACCUUGUUGAACCUUACAGUGCUACUGAGAACUUCUUUAAGAUUCUUUUAGACGCGCUUGCAGUCCAACAGACUCUUUUUUUCAGGUCAAAAGGUUAAACCAUAUGAGUGUUUACAUUCAGUCAGACAGCUGAUUGUAUCAUCACUCGGUGUUGGCUGCUGCUGAUCUGCCGUAAUUGUACAAACACGAAAACAGCCCAGCCCUGCCGAACACACUCACACAGCUCUGUUAGAGGGCCCCCCCGUUUAUGCUUCAGCUGAUUUUGUUUUUUAAAUAUAGAUAUCUGUCUGUUUUAGUGUUUAUUAUGCUUCUAAAAGUCCAGUUUAAAGUGAGUCAGGGAGCUAAAGCUACGACAGUGUUUUGUGAAACAAAUAGGGAUAAAUGUAAUGAGAAGUUUUAUAAGCCUGAUGAAAGCCAACUUCCUUUUGAGACGUGAGUAAUCAAGACUAAACAAAGCUAUUAAUUGUAAAUUUUAUGGUUUGAAGCAUAAAAAUUUUUAAAUGAAGAUUUUUAUUCUGCUUGUAAAAUUAAGAUUCUUUGGAAAGAUGUUUAAAGUCUGACUGUUUCAGAGUUAAGUUCGACUAAACUUAUUUCAUACGACUCUGUUUAAGCUGAAUUUGAGAAUUUAUUUGAGAAUUAUUCCACACUGCCGACUGAGAAAUGAUGUAUCUUCCAGGAAGCGGUGAGAGCUGUACAUAAGAGCUUAAACACAUUAUAACGAAAUGUUUCUGUGCACCACAGUUAAAUGUGAACAGACAUUAAAGCUGUUUGAGGAACGAA
This is a messenger RNA of Xyrichtys novacula (pearly razorfish), 56384 nucleotides long. NCBI's taxonomy places the organism in Eukaryota, Metazoa, Chordata, Actinopteri, Labriformes, Labridae. The record is from the annotation of a GenBank genome assembly.